AGCUACUUCCGGGUUGGCUUCUAGCAGGAGCGUACGGGGUUCAAAUACCCAGUGACAGCAUGAGGGUUGUGGCUUUAAUAAGGUGAUUGACAGCAGGGUGAUGUAGUAUUAGUAAUAUUGACCUAACCAGAAUAUAUCCAUGAAAAUAGCAUGGACCCAUGCCCUUCCAAUGUUUGGGAUCAGGUGCAGCUAUUCAAAUUGCAAAAAAAAAAAAAACCCAACUAAUUCAGCCUGUAAUUUAGCUCUUAGACAUAAUUUGAUAUUUUCUUUGCAUUCCUGAACUUAUACACUUCAAGGAAUGCAGUCUUGGCUGGAUGUGCAUGCUGUGAUUUAUUGGAAAAAGUACUAGAAGUGACGUGUCCUGGUUUACAUUUUAAAAUAAAAAAAAUAUGAAAUUGUCCCUAUAUAUAGUGACUGCUUGAAAUAUGCCGGUGUAGUAAAAUACUACUUGAACGUGACAAUUCAUUGGACUAUCACCCCCAAAAUAUGACAUUUUGUAGAAUUGUUAUUUCUAGGAGGUUGCUAUUGACAACAGAAUUACAAUUUACCAAUGGAGUGAUAUGCACCUUACAUGAAUAUUACAUUUAAUCACACUACUGACAUGGUUUCAGAUGUAAAUAUUAUAUGCGAUUGCUGACCACCAAUUACCAUGUUUUUUUUUUUUUCUAGUGGUGGAAAAGACAGUUGCUACAAUAUGAUGGAGUGUGUUGCAGCAGGUCAUGAAAUUGUUGCUCUUGCUAAUUUGAAACCCUCCGAAAGUGCAGGUAAUGAAGCUGAGAGUCUAUGGUGGAUUUGUUAUGAAAUAUAAAUAUUGGAACUAGCAGUGUUGUUAUUCACUAAAAUGCGAAUUCAAGAUGAAUUGACAGUGAAUUUCAAAUUCAAAGAAUUGAUCAAAGCGUCAUAACCGCUACAGCCCACUGUAGUGGUUAUAAUAUCAGGAAUACGGUAACGGUUUGCCCUCUUACCUGAGCACAUCUGCAGAAGUUGGAUGCCUAUCCAGCCAGCAAAUCAUUUUACUAAGAGCAUCUCGGCCAAUGAAUGCAACAUCUUCCAUAAAAAUAUACACAGAAUUGACAUUAGCCAGCCAGAACUUUUGUUCCAAGUUAUAUAAUGAUGCUGUAAUGAUACCACCAGCCUGUUACAGCUUGUCACAGGAGUCGUACACCAACACGCAAGAAGAGUGGAAACCCACAAAAGGUGGAUCCAAAAGAUGUAUUACCGAGCCUUAGAUUAACGUAUUACUAUAGCGAGAAAUGAGGUCAGGAAUACAGAAAUACACAGAGUAUAUACAAAGCCAGGUCACGAUACCAGGAAAUCACGAGCCAAAUACGUAACCGAGUUAGGAUACCAGAAAUCACAAGUCAAAUACAAAGCCGGGUCACGAUACCCGAAAUAACAAGUCAAAUAUGAAGCCAAGUCAGGAUAUCAAUUAUUACAAGUAAAAAACAAGCCAAGGUCAAUAACAGGAAUAUAACAAGAGAGACUUACUGCUAACACUAACGUGUAUCGGGACAGAAACCAAAAUAGAGCAAUGAGUAAGGGCUAGAACAUGAGGCCUUAAAUAGGUUCAAAAGAGUUCCUAUUGGUCCACGUCAUCUCUGCGACCCCAAACAGCAUGGGGUCGCCUAGAUAACGCUGUCCCUGUAAGGGCGUGACGUCAUGGCAAUAACUUUUAUUUAUAGGGUCUUCAGUUCGGUCCACGAACCCGCAGAGGAAGCUUUUCAAUCCUAUACAGUCUGUUCGGCCACGUGGAGUGUUCGGACCGCGUGGCAUGAGUACUGCAGUAAUGCGGCCACGCGGUGCAUUCUGCCCACGUUGCCCGAGGAGGGGAGCGGCAUGGGCGCCAGGUACACGUAAGUUUGUGACACACCUCCUGCAGAAAAGGGUCUAAGCUCUCUGUCUGCAUCAUUGUAUUGCUAAACAAUGUUCAUACAGACUCCAAGUACCAUGACAACAUCAAAUCACUGAAGUGGUCAUGGUGGUUGGAGUAACCUUUUAAGACCAAAAUAGCAAAAGGAAGAAGAUUCUGUAAGCAACCUGUACUUUGAGUUCAACUACUUAAGCUUUAAAGUGGCACUGUCACAACCUGGAAACUUUGCCGAAAUCGAAAAGACCCCCGACUGUGACAUUGUUGCCAGGAGAGAGGGGCAGGUAAAUAUGAGAUUUAAUUGCCUGAACCUGGCCCUCUUAGGCACAGCCAUCUUGUUCCUGGCAGGUCCUCUUCAGAAGUGCGAAAAUACAACAUUGAGAUCUAUGGAGAAUCCCUGCGAGUCAGAUCCCCCAUAGACAGAGCCAUGUGCGAAAAUACAACAUUGAGAUCUAUGGAGAAUCCUCGCGAGACAGAUCCCCCAUAGACAGAGCCAAUUCUCUGAAACCUCCGGGAUUGAAACUGGAAUUAAAAAAAUUCUAUAUCUAUGAAAUGCACAUUUUUCAAUGGGGAAUCACAUUUAAAUGAAUGAUCACAUUAGUGGAUAACCCUGUAAAUUUUUAUAUUGGAUGGACUUUCAUUUUCAGUUUUAUGUUUAUUAUUUCUCACAUUGGACUGCUGUUAAGAAUAAGUGGUAUACAAGCCCUGUUAAUGGGUAGGAAAAUGAAGGGUGUGGGGCUAAUGAUUUACAUUUGCAUGGGCUUUUCUGUGUCUGUGGAAUACUAAGUAAGAGUUUAAACUGUGUGCUCAUAUAAUACCUUACUUUUUUAUGAUGCUAAAAGUGCCUUUUUAAUAUUUCAAAUAAUGGUGACAUUUGUCUCUGCAGGGGAUGAGUUAGACAGUUACAUGUAUCAGACAGUGGGACAUCAGGCACUGGAUCUCUACGCAGAAGCUAUGGGUCUGCCUCUUUAUCGUGCUUCUCUCCAGGGUAGCAGCCUGAAUAUCGGGAGAGCGUACACCCCACAGGAAGGGGAUGAAGUGGAGGAUCUGUAUCACCUUCUGAAGCUUGUUAAGGUACAACGUGGUUCAUACAAUUCUUUAAGUUAAACUUUGGAACAGUGGGUGACUAUGUCUAUGUAGCCUAGUGCCAUUUAAUAUAUUCUGCCACUAUGGAGAUUCUAAACCACCUAUGGUUUCUAUGGUCUAAUUUUAAAUUUUAAAUCAUCAUUUGGGGAAACUUGUUCCUUUUAUUUAAAUCCUCGUGUGAUAUAUUCAGAACCAUACACAAAAAUGGAAACAUUCAGACAUUAAAUGUUCAGAUAUCAGAUCACCCUUUCUGUGCCCGGUGGGAAGGAGGUAAUAUACUGUGUCAGACUUUUGGUGUGAGAAAUUCUGGAAACCCACAUGGAGAGAGGCAGUGAGAACUAAAAGGAAUGAAAAGCAGAAGAAGGAAGUCAAGGAGAGUGAGUAGGAGAGAAUUAAGGAAGUGGUGAGUGCAAGUUAUUAUAGGGUACUGGAGCAACAUUCCUUUUCAGACCACGGACUGGGGCCAAUGAUUUCUAGUCCAGCCAUGGUUGCCAAGUAAGAAUGUCUCAAAGUGGCCUUAGAUUGAAGUUUUUUGGACGUUCUUGGUAUUUUGUGCUUCUAUACUGUGAUUCUACUGUGGUGUAACAAAGGUUCUGCUGGGAGGAAUGGAAAGCCCAUGCCUACAGUUAUUUUUAUCUAAUCAUCUCAAGUUGAUGGCAAUUGCAGGACAUUGCCAUGAAAUGUGCAGAAUAUUUCAGUUCACCUAUCAGUAAACAGAGCAAUAGAGAAAAUCGUUCCAAAGUAGGGAAUGCAGAUAGUUGGGAAGAGUUAAAUUUCUAAGCGAAUCACCUGUAUUUUCUCUUACAAAAUGUACAACAUCCACAAUUAAACCAUAAAUUAGAAACAAAAUUAUAAUAUAAAAACAAGACAUUGGGAAAGAAGAGAAUUGGGAGGGAGUGAAGUGUAGGGGCAGAAGUAGUGAUUGACUAACUAUAAUUGCCAUUCUAAGAGAAGAGAAUGGAAGGGUGGAUAGGAGGUAGGGCUAUGAGAUAUGAUUCGAUGAGGGAUAUUCUUACAAACAUGCCACUCAAUGAGAACCAAUUGAAGAGGAGGACAAAGUCAGCCACCAUGUGCCUCAUUCUGUCCCUGAGCAUGGUGUCACUUACCAAUGCUUCAACGUUUGACCAGGAAGCCGGUAUAUACUGUUUCCAUGUCCUUGAUAUUUAUAGAUUAGUUGCCUCAAAUACACCUUUGCAAAAUUCUGACUUUUUGGGAAGCAGGAAGGGAUAUUUGCAAUUAUCCAUUCCCAAAGUAGGUGCAAUUGACAGCCGGUGGACAAUGUAUGAGCUGGUGCAAGUCUUUCCAUAUUGUCUUCGGCAUAAAGCAGAUUUUGACAGAUCUAUCUUAGACAACCUACUCAGUCCGAUGGACCAUCUCCAUAAAAUUAUCCUAUUUAUUUUGUGGUGUUUGGAACAUCACAAGAACCUUUGUUGGCUUCUUAUUUCCUCAGAGAAUGUCAUUUGUACCCCUGGUUCCCAUUGAAACAUAUAUUGACAGUUUUACUGAUGAUGGGAAGGAGUUUAUCAUUCAUGGGUGCUAUUAGAAGAACCACAUCAAAAUAGAGUUUACUCUGAAUCUAGUCAAAUUGUUUAUUGUAUAUUGCUUAGCUGUGUGAACUGUUGGCUAACCUGACUAACAGCAAUAAUAAAGAGUUCAAUGUUCAUCAGAAGUGCUGUUUUAACACAGUUCCUUUUAUUUCUAUGCUUAAAAUAGUCUUCAAUGUACAAACAAACCAUGGCGUAAAGACUCACAUAGAACACCGUGAAUUUUCGUACUCACCUACUCUCUCAAGAAAUCUAUGGGAGUCUUUGUGUCAUGGUCUGUUUGUACAUAGAAAAGUGUUUUCAAGUUUAUGGAAAUAAAAGGAAUUGUUUUAAAACAAAGAUAACAGAACUUUUGACGAACAUUGUCCGUUUUGUUAUUGCUGUUUGGUGCGGCAUGGGGCCACGUUAUACUGUAUUUUACAGUUCUAAUCAUGAUUGAUACAGCAUGACGAAGAUCUAAUUAAUACAACUGUGAGUGGUGUCACAUCAGCCUCGCUGCUCUCAUUUUUUGCAUAUACUGACUUAAACCACGGUUCCUCGUGUCAUCAUUUUGAUAAAAGUGAGCUGUGUGCCAUAUUCUAAAAUGGAUUUGAAAAUGGUGCCAGUUUCUUUUUUUUCAGUAAAAAGAUUACAAUAAAAUUAAUUGUUUUAUUUAAAGUUGCACUGUAUAGUAUGUUUAUACAUACAAAUAUACAACCAGAAAGUAAAUGGAGUGUAGAUUGUUUGAAUAAAAACAAACAAUUCUCCAGGUUAUAACCCAGGAUUAACUGUUAGAUACAGCCGUUAUUAUCACUCAGUGGCCAUUUAAAUGCCCCUUUUGAGUUACUAUACCAUUACACCACAUGUUGACUGUUUCAGUCUUGCGUAAGGACUCACAGAAGAUCAAAAUGUUGGACUGCUGGUGGAUGAUAAUCCAUAAACUCGGUUUACGUCCAGUGAAUACGCCAUAUAUUUUUAUUUUGACAUUAUUAUUUUUUUUUCUUAUUCUAUUUUCAAGGUGUCAUAAAAUGCAGAAUUAAACCGUGUGCAUAUGACUUCAACGUUCCUAUACAAGGGGGAGGCAAAGGAUGACAGCCUAGUUAUUUGUAGCAAGGCAUUUAGUAAUUGGACAAAAUAACAAAAAUCCUGAAUCCCAAUUUGUUUGUCCAUUGGUUCUUGCUAUAUUUGUCCACAAUUUGGGUUCUUAUUGUUCUUGCAUUGUUUAUCUUGCGGAGAUUAAAAAGCCAUAUUAGAACACGAUUCCUUCCUAUUGAUUCGGCAGUGUGACUUCCUAUUGGUCAGUCGAAACAGUAGACUUAACUCCUUACAUAAAGAAUUGUCUGUCUGUAUGAGUCUAGGAUUGUGACUAUUUAAUAUAUUAUAACCAGACAUUGUAUUGUAUUCUUUUCCUUUUUCAUUUAUGUAUAGAGUCUUCCCACCCCACUUUGUAAAUUCUUUUUCUUCUUUAUAUAUGUGUGUUAUUUGCUAUAAAUGUGAUCCAGCAGCGCCCCCUACUGCCGUCCUCCUGCGAUUGCUUUGUGCUAUUUACGCUGAAAUGAAUACCAUACUCUGCAUUUAAGUUUCACAAUACAAUAACGGUGCCAGGUACGGCGUUCUUAUUCCAGUCUAAACAGCACGUCUGGAAAUGUCACUUCCCUAAAGAUUAUUCUCUUAUGUAUUUUGAAAGUGUUUAAAAAAUGUUCUGGCAUCCUCCGCAACACAGCUACUUGAGCAGAACUGCUUUUAUAUGUCUUAAUUCUUUUUAUUUUAUUUUUUUUAAUUUUUUUUUUUUUAUCAUCCGUCUCCUCUGUUUGUACAAAACUUUUUAAAAAAAAUUUUAACGCGACCUGGAUUUUCUGAAAACCUUUUUCUAAUUUUAGGUUUUCACUUACAUCAUUGCUUUUUUUUUUUGUCUUCUCUCUUGUCUCUCGUUCAUUCUCUUGCUCUGUUUUUCCCCAGCCCUAGUCUCACUCCCAAGGCUGGAAUGAUUAAAUUGAAGCCCACUUUAAUUAGAACAGUGAUGAACGCAGAUUACUUGUAAGAGACGCAGCACAGUAUGGCCCUUCCUUGGCUGGGAACAGGCUGUAUAAUUACAAUCCUGGAACCAAAGGCUGUGCUGCAAUUUCUUUCCCCGACACUUACAGGAAAUGCUUAUUUUUACAGUAAAAGCUUCACUUUAUCACAUCCUUGCCAGUCGGACUGGCAGAAUGUUAAGGAGAGUAAGAGUUAAACCAUAAUGUGGCAUAUUUUUACUUAUUUUUUUUCCUAAUUUUGAGCCUGAACUUUUCUAUGCUGCACUAUGGCAAUCCAACUCGAUUAUCCUCGCCCUAUAUUUUUAUUUAAACUCAGACCCAUUUUUCUGUGCAACAUUUAAUAUACUUAUAUUAAAUAAUUUCGGUUAUUUUUAUGUAGGAUUUAUUUGUCCACCGAUCAUCCUUACUUAAAACGCGAUAGGCUGCAUUUAGGCGCCUUGUACCAGGUACCGACCAGGUUCCUUUAGCAAUAUAUAUUAUAAAGAAAGUCGGGUGCAAUUGCUCAUUAGUGAUGCUUUCUUAUACCAUUAAUGAUCUUCAGCAAAUUCGCUUGAAUCAUGGCGCAAUAAAGUAUCACUCUUAAGUAGAUCUAGGAUUUCCUUAUGUUAAAUGUAGGCUACGUUUUGAUGUACACCGUUAAAGUAAGAUUUUGUAGAGACUCAGCUUGCCGACUAUUUCCUACCCAUUUGAACAGAUCAGACAUGGCGAAAUUCUGAUAAUAGCGGCUACAUUGAGGUCUGUCUAAUUUCUUUAACACAUGAAUAGAGCAACUGAUUAUUAAAGGUAUUCGUUAACGUGUAGUGAUCCAUACAUCCCAAUACUUCUCUGCACUGUAAGGGAAAAAGAGAUUCUUUGGUUGAGUUCUUUGGUUUACAUGGAGCUGUCAAUAAACACUUUUAUACAGUUAUGUGUACAUAAACAAACCCAGGUUUCAUUGCCUAUAUGUCUUAAAAUAUGAAUAUGAUAUAGAACCUCAAUUUCUACAGCAAGUGCAAGAUAGGGUUGCUAAAAGAACAACUCUAUAGUAGAGCAGGAGAACCAACUAUAGGAGGGUUCUACUGCUCCCCCAUCACUCAAUCCAUGGCAUCAACCUCUAUGCUUAGACUUCACUGACAUGUGAAGGUUAUGGCAUUUCUGCUAGGGAAGUGUAUUGAUGAAAUGUAAUGCUCAUUAAUUUCAACCUACGUAUAAUAAGACAGAGAAGUAGUGGUUUUAUUCUCUUUGAUAAAAAUAAAUGAACACAUUUUUUUUUUAAAAUAAUAUAUAUAUUUCUUUCAUUAACCAUGGGUUAAUGCUCAGGAUUAGAUCUGGAUAUUGGGCAUCUUCCCUGUUGGUGUAAAUGACAUUGUUUUUAAGUGGAUGCCAAACUGUCUUCCUAUACAGCUAAGAAAGGAAUUAUGACACGCACAGUUUUAUAAAAUGUAUCAAACAUAUUUUUGGGCCAUAUUGUAAGAAGUAAUUCUAAUUGGUACAUAUUAUUUUAUUUAGUUUGUUUUACAUUUACUUUGUAAUAAUCUGUCCAUUUGCAAUAUUCUUGGUAAUAGGGCUGUCACAUAAAUGUAUCUGUUAUGGCUAUUUUUAAUAUUGGGAUAUUUAUUUUCAUGAAACAGUGAAGAACCCACAAAGAUUAACAAUGUAUGUACAUCUAAAAAGUAGCCUAAUUCGCAUCUGUCCAUUUACCCUGUGCAAUACAUAUACAACCUUUAUUAUUGCAAAUAUCUUUUUUUUCCACUGUUAUUACAUAACACCUGGUGUUACUCCUAAAUAUUAUAGAAAGGAAUAUACAAUCCCAUUCAAAGUGCUGUCUCUUUAAAUGUUGCCAGUCUUGUGUGUGAACCUAUAUUUUAUUUUAUAUUAUUGUAUCCAAAUUGCCAAUCAAAAUUCUCAAUUCAGAGACAGAUUUGGGAUUUUAGUUUUCCUGUUUGUUUUUUUUGCAAAUUGUUAUUUUUGUUGUGCAGUAGAGGAACAAACAGACCUGCGCUGUCCCGACAGCAGUGGCAAGAGGAUAGGCAUACAAAGGUAAACAGCAAAGGGCAGUUGAUAAUACAGCACAAUUAUGUUUGUGGAUAAGAAGUUUCACGUGCAUAAGAAGACGUUUCAACAGUUAAUAACCGAGUUUACAUGAGCUGUUUAUCAGAAUAUUGUCAAAGGAGUGACACUGCGCGUCUUAGGGCAUAUAACUUGCUAUGCAUGUAGGGAAUGGCUUACGGUAGAACAAUGAUGUCAGGUUUAGGUAGACAGCUUGGUGCGUAAUUAACGUCAUAGAUACGUAGUAAAUAGUAAGGUAGGGGUCAACUACAAUUAAAGGGACAUCGAGUCCACCUUUUGCAGGUUAUAGGUAUGUUAUCGCAGUAAGCUCAACUUAGUGAUGCCCUAAGUAUGCCCUAAGAUGAGUAAUUUGUUAAACAUGCUAAACUGCGCAAAGGCAAUAAUUUAGAAAAAUCCCCUAGGCCACACUCCUAAAAAUCAUAUCUACAUUGCCCAUUGGAGCACAAUAUUUCCCGCCAAAGCAUAGGUAGAGUUAUUGGUGAAGAGUUAUAACGAAAAACAUAAAAAGAAUAAAACAUUAUAAACAUAUUGAGUUGUGAUAGCAGAUAUUUCAAUGUCGGGAUAAAGGUGGCCCUGUCCAGAGAGUCCAUCGUCAGCCUAUUCCCUGGUUUGGGGAUGCAUGGAGGCUGUCAGGGGGCUUUUUAAGGUAGGAGUCGAGCGUGGGAGUCCUCCAGCCCCGGACUUUAUGGAAGACCGGCAUCACAAAUCCACAGUCUCGGAUUCUCCGACACAAGGCCAAGUCUCUCCUUUUCAAGGGACGGCAGAAGCUCCUGGUGGUACGUCGCCGCAAGCGGUGGUGGUCCUUCAGCCUCCGUGGCAAAUUCAGGCGUAUUAUAUCCCUGGUGGUCUUACGCCCAGGUGGGCCUGAUCAAGUAAUUCCAGAUGCUUGAUGGGGGGGGUGCGCCCGUAGGUGACCCGCUCACCUCCUGCUGGUGGGUGCUGUGUCCUUCCUCCUGUGAUUAGUACGAUGUCUCUGCUCCACGAGCCUCCAGUUUUACCCAGAAUCUUGCAAAGAGCAGAUCCAUGUUAUAGUAGUCGCUCAAAGGCAUGGUACACGCCGGGUGUGUUUUGCUAGUCUGUGUGAAAUCAAGCGCAGCUGCCAUUUUAGGUGUGAUUGCUUCAGCUUGAGUAUGUAGCAAGGCAGCAGUGUAUAGCCAGCUGAAUUAUAAGGAGUAUGGCAGGGGUAACCCGGGAUGACCCCCACUGGUCCAAAGAGGGGGGGGGGGAACAGCUUGGUGCAAGUUUCACACCGCUGGGUGAAGGACUUGGAGAGCGGUUGUCUCUCCACAGCCCACAUUUGUGUAGGCCGCAAGCCUCGAUGUCAACGUUCCGGUAGAGUAAGCACUGAAUUUUAGUAUCCCGGGUGCACCGUUGUCCCCUUGACUAGGAGAUCGUCGGCACCGGUCCGGGUGAGCAAGCGGCUCUGGUUUAUCGUCGAGUACCUGACCCAGUUUGUGGAGCUCGGGCGAUGCACGUCUUGUCAGCUUGGCAUCCAUGCUCCACCCCCGAGCACCUAUAAUUUAUGCAUAUGCACUAAAUCAGAUUUGCAUUUUAAAUAGUGCUGAAGCACAAAACCCGUUAGGCUGUUUAGUUUCUCCAUCUACCCCAUUUCCUGUGAUAUAUUUAUUUUUACCUAUAAUAAAGGAUUUGCAAAAUGGUACAAUAUAUGGAUAAUGAUAUUUGCUUAGCAUUCCCCUUUUUGGGGGUCCGACAUAAUUUUGCUACUGUUGCUGUGAACCACAAUUAGCAGGUUUCACAACGGUUGUUUGUAAGAUUCUACAGGUAGUAUGCUGCAGUUGUGGCCAAUUGACUUGCCAAUAUGGUCUCAAGUCACUCAUUACUUUGCUUUAUAUGCUAGCCAGCCUGGAUAUUCAAGAGCCUGACAGUCUGGUAACUGUGACAAUCUGCAGAUGCCAAGUUAACCCGUAUGUCCUUAAGUCUCCUCAGUGGCUAAUUAUCAGGAAAGUCAUAACUACACUAUGUCAUAUAUUUAAUUCACCUUCUGUUGUGCCACGUACUGUUGACCUUUUUUCCAUUAUAAAAUAUUAUUGAAUGGUUACACCGUUGACUUCUAAGCACCUGCAGCCAAGGUAGACUGAAGCAAUGACUCUUUAACCAUCUUCUCUAGAAAGAUACCAACCACAAGACCUAGAUGAUCUCAUUGAGUAUGUAGACCAAAUCAAUUUUAUAUUAAGACAGACUCACAAGUAGAAAUACUAUUAGCUUGCUAGCCUUGUCCUUUAAUUUGCACCUUUCAACUAUUUCCUACUAGCAGAGGAACAUCAUGCAGUCAGGAUUCUUGAGUUUAUCAGUUGAAGAGAAACAUGGAGUUCCGAAAUAAGGUUUUUUAGGUUAACUACAGCAUUCUUUUUAUGUGCAGCCACACAUCCCCUUCUCGGACCUUAUUGAUACAUGGGAGGCACGUCAAGGAGAAUAUAGGUUAUAUGCAAGUGUCCUCAAUAGGUUGUGUCACUAGAUUUCUCUAUAUUGAAAGUCAAUUUUGUGGCCUCAGUCUAUAGCCCUUAAGCUAUUACACAAUUUCCUAAGCUUUGUCAAUUACUAGCAGCGCAUCGUACAAAACCAACCAAAGAUAGUCUACUCUGUUACAGAUCUCACCAUGAGAGGAGCUGAUUGUGUCAAAAGGUCUCUCGAAUUAGUGUCUGCACUCUCCACUCAGAGGUGUCUGUACCAUAAUACUCAGCUGAACUCUACUUAGGGUAUGAGUUAUAAAUGACCCCUUACCCUUACAUUUAUAACUGCUUUUUCUUAGACAUCUAGUCCAGCAGAGCUCGAUUCUGAUCCUGAAAACAAGCCUUUUUUAUGGCCAUAGUGAAACAGAGAUAUCUCAUAGAGCGGGGGGUUUCUGUUCAUUGUCCAUAGGUCCACCACCGAGACAAGAAACAAUAUAUAACAGACGUCGAGUGCAGAGCUUCCUCUCUCUCUCUUUUAUAUAUGCAUAUUUGAUUGUAGUGAUAAGAGUCUGUGGGUAAGCAGGUAAAAACAGAUACUGCAACAAGUAGUUUUACCCACCGUUACUGACUCGCAGAGUCUGCCCCACCUUCCCAGCUGAGAUCACCAAUCCUGAUGAUCAACCAUAGGGAAGCAUUUGGAGGCUAGUGUGCAUGCACAGGAACUCACCACACUGCGACAUUCAUCAUCUCCCAAUACAGAUGCACUAAGUCAAGCAUCUCUGUGGGGAGCGUACAGUGCUGUUCUUGCAAUCUUUGCAGGACUGAACCAAGAAAUGUGGCAUUAUACAAUAGCAUUUACACUGCUCAGAAUGCAGGGACAGUCUAAAUGCCCCAAAACAACUACUGUAAACUGUAGUUCUGUUGACUACAAUGUUUCUUUAAAAGGCUGUAGUCCUACACUACAAGCCAGGCCUUAAAGAACUUCAAACCUAAAUCAUAGUGUAGAGACUCUCAACAUCAAUAGUUACUAGCAAAUAACCAUCUUUCAACUGAGUGUUAUUAUUUAUGAUUUAGGUUUGAAAGCUGUUGAGUGCUUUUAUUUAGAUACGGAUCCGCUUCAAAUUCAUUUUAUUUUGAAGGGUAUAUCUUUUAUCCUUCGUAAUAAUUAUUUUUGGUUUAAUCAUAAUUUAUUUUCUCCAGUUUUCUUGUACUGUAAUGGGGACGAAGUUCGUGCCCAGUUAUGCCAACCUCUUUAUGGCCCAUUUAUGUGGGGGAGGCUGGGUGGCAGGCUUGGUCCUCUAUCUCGGGUACAUUGAUGAUUUAUUUUUUAUUUGGGAUCGUGGUCUGUAGACUUUUGAGGUAUUUUUGACACAUCUAAUUAGUAACAGUAAAGGAAUUUGUUUAAAAACUCUUAUAAUAAUACUAAAGUGCCCUUCUUAGAUUUGAAAAUUUAUAUUUCUUAGGAGGAGAUUAAAACAAAGACUUUCUUCAAGUCUGUCGAUGUAAACAGCUACAUAGAUAUGAGUAGCUGUCUUCAUACUCCUUGGCUCAAUAACAGUCAGUACAGUUACACUGGCGUUCACUGUCUCCACACUCUGCAUGAAGAAGCUCAAGGUUUCACAUAGAGAUGCAAAUAUUCAGUCCAUCUCUAUGAAAAUAAGUUGAUUGGCGUAGUGCCGCAUUUUGCCACACAUGUGCAAUAGCCUUCAAAGCAUUGGCUUGGCUGAGCUCGUCAAGAUUGAUAAUCUAAGCCAUAGAGGUGGGGCAAGACUGGCACAGCGUGAGAAGAUAUUACCCAUUUCAAAUUUUAGAUUGUCAGAUCUGAUGUUUGUAUUCCUGACAUGUUAGUGUUUCUUUAAGGUUCUGUAGUUGUUCCAGUUUUCAAUAUGGUGUCUGAGGAAUUGAUUGUUUUGAGUGCAUCACUAGAACCUUGUGACACGAUGUUGAUGAGGUCAUGGGAUUCAGACUUGCACCCUUUGACACUGAUGUUCACAUGAUGCUGAAUAUAGGAAUACACCUAUAGGAAGGGACAGACUCAAAGGGAUCUAGGGGAUCAAUUAGAAGGCAUAGAGUGGCAGGCGAUCUGGGAAGCCAAUCACAAGUCCUCAGUAUGCGUAACAUUACAGGAACAGGCAGUUAAAACAAUGCUUCGCUGGUAUACUACCCCUGUAAGAUUGCACCAAAUGAGAAAGAACCCAACUGACAUGUGCUGGAGAGGAUGCGGCAUGAAAGGGACGUAUAUCCACAUGUGGUGGGAAUGCCUACUGAUAGCAAGGUUCUGGCAACAAAUCAAAGAUUUAUUAGCCCAGGUAAUGUCCAGAGCCCCUCCUCUAGAUCCAUGGCUGUUCCUGCUCAGUAGAACGAUAGACGGGUGGACCAGACACGAACAAAAACUCAUCCAUAAAAUAACUCUAGCAGCCAGGAGAGCUGUAGCAGCGGAUUGGCUUAAGCAGACCACUCCAGCAAUAGCAGGAGUCAUAACCAAAAUAAGGGAGGUACACACAAUGGAUGAUCUGACGGCAAGAGUUAGAAAAACAGUUCCAAAAAAUAUGGGCACCUUGGGACGACAGCCCCUUGGCUUAGGGAGACCCAAUAUAUCCACUGUCCUCUGGAUGGAUGAACACUAGGAAGCAGCUCUGUUGCUUCUCCCACCACCUUCCCCUCCCCCCACCCCAACCCACCUCUACUAUACAUUCUACUGACUUUUUCUUUGACACUUUUCACUCACUCUUUCUUAUCUCUUACUCUAUUGUUUACAGCAGGAGUUUCCCAGAGGGCGUAAAGAGAGACUUAUCCAGAAACUGGAGAGUCCACACCAAUGAUAUGCUAAUAUAACGACUCAGUUUCAAUUGUUACCAAACGCUUUCUUAUUUCACUCUCUUCUUUUCUUUUUAUAUAUAAAACACACAACUCACAGUAUCAGAAAGAGCUACGGUAACACACACGAUAGGCUUUGGGGGCGAUGGGAGAGGUUUUCAAUGUGCUGCUCAUUGUAUGAUUAUGUCUCGUGAAUGCCAAAACACUAUGUACAUACUGCGCAUGUUAAAAUCAGCUUGUGCUACGAAAGAUAUGAUAUAUGUAUGUUAUACCUUGUCAACAUAAAUAAAGAAUACAAAAUAAAAAAGGAAGGGACAGACUCAUCAAAUGGACCCUAUAUUUACUGUUAUUUGGACUGGAUACUAUAUGCUCUUAAUGAAAACCUCUUUGUUGAAACCUGUUGUGCUUUUGGAAAGCUUAAUAUUGGUGAUUCGCUAUGAUGCUCUGCUGGAAGUGUAUCUGUGGUAACAUCAUUGGGAAGUCAUCAGCCAGGAACUGGCUAAUUCUGUGCGUGCCUUUCAUUGGCUGAAAUUGCUCAGUAGACGCUGUCAGCUAGUAAACGACAAUGGCAGAAGCCUGGAAUCAAGUCACCAAAUCUGUAGGGAGCCUCCGUGCAAUGCAGGGUCCCACGUAAGUGGGUAAAACCUUUUUAAAAUGGUUUGCUCCAUUACCAGGGAUCAGGCCAGGGUAAACAUGGCAUCAUAACCACUACAGCAAACUGAAGUGGUUAUAGUGCUUGGUGUAACACUUUAAGAUCAUUUGCACUGCACACGUUAUGUAUCGAUGGUUUGUUUAUUGUACAUUUCUCCAUCGAUAAGCAUGUAUAUUUCUAUCUUAAUUUAACUGUAACUAUGUAGCAAUUAAUGCUUGAAAUAUGGCACCAUUCCUUUUGGCAUGUAAGUGGUUAAGAAGAUUGCUAAUUUGAUCCCCAAGCCAUCAGAAAGCUUUACACAUGCUGUAACAUCAUCCGGAUGUCUUAUUUUGUUUGCUGUUUCCAAAUCUUAAUAACUACUCCUUUUUUCCCUCCUCCCUCUCUCUUCUCCCGCCUCCCCCAGGCUGUUUGUGUUUCUGACUUGACGAUUAUUUCAUUUAUUUCUUUAUCUGAUUAACUGACACAUUGGGAUCAAGUCAGACAGAGACCCCCUGAGGGUGCACACCGAUUUCAUUUAAAGAAAACUAGAAAGGUUUGCACUACGCACCACGUUUAAUGGUUGUGUUUAUCAGGCAGAGAAAAAUUACCUACAUCUCAACGGGGGUGGGAGCGGGUUUAACCUAAGGACUCGUAGUUUAAGAAAAUUGAUAAUAGCUUUAAGGCAAUUUACUGUUAAAGUUUUUUUUCUCAUUAAUAUUACAUUUCCGCCUAUAAUUAUAGCCUGUGUCAUUCACCAAUUAAACUCUAAAAUGUUAUUGCAAUUUUUUUUCUUUUCUGGUCGAUUCGGUGUUUGGGAAAGUAGUAGUGAGGAUGGGAAUAGGAUAACAAAUGUGUAUGGAUGUGAUUCUUAAUUCAUUUUUAUCUGAGCAAUGCAGUAUUUUAAAAAAACUAGUGGAAUUUUUGAGUGUGAAUCUCACAAAGCACCCUCAGUUGUACUGCAGUUUAGAGGUAGAUAGAGAAUGAGACCAGAUGAACUUUGGAUAUAGGAAGAAGGUGGAAACCCUUUGGCUUUGUAGGAGGACAGUACACUAACGUUUUCCAAAAAAUAAAGAAAUUUUGUAACGAAAUCUAAGAGGCAUAUUGACUCCUUUGUAGAUCUAGGACAUAAAAUUGUAAGAGAUAUCUAACAUCUUUAUCUUUAUAUCAUAAGUACUUUUUCUGAGUUAUUGUGAUUUUCAGUUGCCUUGUCCUCUACUGACCUAUCUUCUAAAUGAUUGGCUUUGACUUUCUCAAGUUUAGUCAAUUGUAUAACUUUAGAAUGAAAAAGGAUGAUCCUCCUCUCUAGUUCUAAGGCUGUAUUAGUUGUCCAGUUUCAGACUAGCUUUUGUCUUGCCUUAUGCUAUGCCCACUUCUGUUCUCCUGUCCAGUAUUUUCUGCUUUCCCCCUUCAGUCCUCAGUCUGCUCCUGUCUCCUGCUUGCAAUAUGUUGUGUUCUAGUCUAGCCAUAUUCAUUAGUCACAAUGGCCAUAUUCAAAGUUCCGGUGAAAGAAAGAUCCAAAGGUCUCAACCAGCGGGAGACAUCUUUCAAGCUGUUUUGUCCACUGGUGCGUCUACAAGUGAAAAAAGGAUAUAGAUCGUAGGCUCUAUGUUCUCCACUAAAUAUGUACAUUUGCCUUGAUGCCUUUAAAAAAAAAAAAAAAAUACAUAAUGAAAACUGCUUUGCUUUAUCUUUUUAAACAUUAAAGUCAUUUUCUAUUUCCUACAUGUCACCUUGUAUGAAAUUUUAAUUUUUGUAUCAGGUAAUAUUCUCUCUGAAAUACAUUUUCCAAAUAAUUUUGCAUGACAAAAUAUGUGUAUGGGAGCAGUCUUCAGCUUAUUGGCUUGAUGUAGGUAGGUGUACAUGUUAUUGAUUUAUAGAUAGAUGUAGGUAUUUAUAGAUAUUGUGUAGUGUUGUGUCACCCUAAUUGAGCUUAUUCAUUUUUAACAGCAGUUGCCUUUAAGGAGCACUUCAGGUGCCAAAACAGCUGAAUAAAAAUAAAGUAGUUGUGGUACAAGGAGGAACCUGGACACAGUCUUACAUUAAAGGGUACCUCAAAGUGAGCCUUUAGCGCUAUCUUUCUGAAUCUCAGUUUCAGGAAGCGUGGAGUGCAGUCAGGCAGGGGCGAUGCUGAUUUGCUGUCAGGUGACUGCCCUUUCAUAAAACUGGCUUAAAAAGAAUCUAUAAUCUUCAAACUAGCUUUACGAAUGGGCAGUCACUGACUGGCUGAGAGUCAGCCAGUCUGCGGCGCCCCUGCCUGGCACCAGUUCGCGCAUCCUGAAACUGAGAUUCAGAAACCAGAUUCCGCCUGGUGGUCCAGAGGAUCGGCGCUGGUGCCCCACUUUGAGAAUAUUGACUGUUCAUUUAUAUGAAGUUGUUAUUGUAUCUAAACUGUCCCUUUAACUUUGCAGAGUAGUACUAAGCAGACAAUGUUUGAAAAUAUGUGUUACCUUGUUACUGCAAAUGUGCAAACACUAUUUUUGUUUACUUGUGAUUUUUUUGCUUUGCUUUCUUUUAUCAUAUUUGAGUUUUUUUUGUGUUUGCCGUACAAUUAAAUAAUUAUUAAUAAAAUGUAUAGUGAUAUUAGAUAAUCAGAAAGAAGAUUUAAGUGUUGACAGCUGUAUAUAGACCCAGAUCCAUACUCUAACAUUGUACAUUUAGCUUUCACUAGUUGUGUGUUUACUACACUGUGUCUCUGGCUGUUUUGCAGGAGAAGGAGUCAGUGGAUUCUGUGUCUGUGGGAGCUAUCUUGUCAGAGUACCAGCGAGUACGAGUGGAGAAUGUGUAAGGUCAUUUCAAAUUUAUCAUCAAGGGGGCACUGUAGUCAGGCUUGAAGGUAUAUUGUGUGUAUUAAAGUGACAAUAGACCAUGGAUGUGUCACCACAAGCACAUGCUCUUGAUGAAGUCCCUUGUAAGAAGUAGGCUUGCACCAUCAGCAUUAGCACCUAUCAGAUAGCCAGUGCCACCCCAGCUGGGCAUUUCUUUCCAACAUUUUAGAAAUUAGGGAAAUGUAACCAGAAUCAAUUAAUUAGACAUGUUGAUGUUUUUCCCCACUAUUUUGAUUUUAUUCAUUAUUCACAUACAAUCUCUCUCUCAAUAUAAACUAAUCGUAUAGAAAAUGGUUGUGAUGGAACAGUUUAGGGUUGACUCAUCUAAUGUGCCUAUUAUCUAACUUUGUUCUUUAUGAUUGCAUUAUGCACUUACUGAGUAUUUGUUUUUGUUGUGCAGCUAUAUACAAUACAUGGACAAAAGUAUUGGGACACCUGACCAUUACACCAACAGGGACUUUUAUGACAUUGCCUUCUAAAUAUGUGAACAUUAAUAUGUAGUUGUCCCCCCCUCCCCCCCUGCAGCUAUAACAGCUUCCACUCUUCUGGGAAGGCUUUCCACAAUACUUAGUAGUGUUUCUGUGAGAUUCUUUGUCCAUUCAUCCAGUAGACCAUCUGUGAGGUCAGGCAAUAAUUUUGGAUGUGAAUGUCUGGCUCACAAUCUCUGUUCCAGUCCAUCCCAAAGGUGUUCUAUAGGGUUGAGGUCAGGGCUCUGUGCGGUCCUGUCACAUUCUUCCACACCAAACUCAUCCAACCAUGUCCUUAUGGACCUUGCUUUGUUCAUUGGGGCACAGUCAUGCUGGAAUAGAAAAGGGUUUUCCCCAAACUGUUCCCACAAAUUUGGAAGCAUAGCAUUGUCCAAAAUGUCAUGGUAUGCUGAAGCAUUAAGAUUUCCCUUCACUGGAAGUAGGUUCCUAGCCCAAUCCCUGAAAACCAACCCCAUACCCUUAUCCCUCCUCCACCAAAGUUUACAGUCGGUCCAAUGCAGUCACACAGGUAACAUUUUCCUGGCAUCCGUCAAACCAAACUUGCCCAUCAGACUGCCAAACAGAGAAGCGUGAUUAAUCACUCUACAGGAUAUGUUUCCACUGCUCCAGAGUCCAUUGGCGGCGUGCUUUACACCACUCGAUCAGACACUUGGCAGUGUACUUGGUGAUGUGAGGCUUGCAUGCAACUCCUUGGCCAUGGACAAUGAUGGUGCAACUAGGUUGUCUGGUUGAGUUUGCUUAUAUACCAUCAAAAAUCUGUUUCUAUAUGUUAUGCUUACUGUGUAUUUCACACAUUGGAGCCAGAAUAUUAAAUUUGCUACAAGGUGGCCAUCGUAGAGUAGUUUCCAAUGACAUUUAUUAUAUGGCUUGAAAGAUCAGUGGCCCUGUUGUUUUUAUCAUGUAGUGUAAAAUAUUGAUCUGUUUUCAUUGCUGGGUUAAGCACACCUCCAGAUGGGAAGACAUCCUAACACCCAUUAGAGGGUGAUUCCAGGUCUGUAACCGAAUCAGACUCAGUUUUGUGAUGUUCGAUCUAGGUGACUUUGGGAAAAUAAGAUGAAAUGCAACACUCCAAUGUCAUCACAGCCUGGUCAUCAAAGUUCGUCAGCCGGCAUGGACGGGCAUGCCUGUGUAGAUUUAGUUGCUCCCUCCAGACCUGUUGCCAGUAAUUAAGUGGCAAAUAACAUUUUGGAAAAGGAUUUAAAAAACAAACAAACCAGAUUAUGAUGGCUAGGAAUAUAAAAUGUAGGAAUCUUUUUGAGUGAGAGGCAUCUUUCUUAAUAUUCCAUAUCUGUAUUUAUAUCAAAUAUAGAUUUCAUAUAUUCUGUACUGCAUUCUUUCCAUUUGUCGGUGAGUAUAAAAUCUCACAUGUUACCCUGUGCAGUCCAGGUAUAUUCCUAUUAGGAAAUGAAGUGCAUGUUUCUUGCUUUCCUCUUCUUUAGAUGUCAGCGGCUUGGUCUUCAGCCACUUGCUUACCUUUGGCGUCGGAGGCAGGAUACCCUUCUGGAUGAAAUGAUUUCCCGAGGUCUGCAAGCCAUCCUCAUCAAGGUAGCUGCAUUUGGUAAGAGGGAGGUAGCUGAGUGUUAGCAGAAAUAUACAUUGUAUCGUCUGAUCUUCUCUGCCCAAUGUCUUAGUUUUUUUUGUUUCUAUCAAUGUUCUUGAUACAUUGAUAUAAUAGACAAUUAACAAUAAAACCGAUUAUUUCGAUACACGAUUAUUGGCUAACUGGUGCUAUAUCCAUUGGGCCCUGUUUUAAUUAGUAUCUCCUGUAAUGUCUGAAAGCAAGUCCCCUUUCUGGUUGGGCAGGUGAGCGUAUGCGUCUCCUGAUUAUUGCCGUUCGUUCCUGUUAAUGUGAAGGUUUGUAAGUGUUGCAGGAAUGUGUUAAUCUGUCUGGACCUGUCUGUUAAUGGAUACAUUUCCCUCCAAGAUAUUCUUUCCUUGGCUCCUUAAACAUGUUUUCCAACGUUCCAUAGGAAGUAGUGUGAUCAGCUUCUUAAUUGCGAUUCUUGUGCCCUUUUAGUUUGCCCAUGCUGUGCCCGAUCUAAAAUGUGCAUCCAACAUAUAGCAUCGGCCCACAAGUCUUUCCUCUGAAUUAAUGAUUCCACAGCCUAAAAUAAGAUUUGUCAUUCUCUUCCAAACGUGUAUGUAUGUGCGUGUGUGUAUAUAUGUAUAGACACACAUAAAUUGUUUGCUUGACGCACACACACACACUAUACAAGACCAGUAAAUAACAUGUAUACACAAACAUAAUUUAUGUGUAACAGAUACAGGUUUGUUUGUUCCUUUGUUUUUGUUUGUUUUUCCUGUCUUCUUUGCUUACAUUGAAAAAUUUAUUAAACAUAUUUUACAUGAAUAGAUUCACAUAUUACCCUUUGGUAGUUCUCACUGCUAAUGAUAUUCAACAGGUGAAUGGCAUUAGAAUGAGAUAUUUGAGAGGCCAACCUCUUUAAUAUCGUAUAUGCAGUAAGCCAGCCACCCAGGGAUCGUCUUUGAGGAAUUAAUGCCAUACCAUAAAGUCAGCAUUUUGACUUUUCCCAAGCUUUUCUAGUAGACCCCCAUGUACCAGAUUUUAUGGGAAAUAUGAUGCCGGACAAACUGCACAAAAGGAGAGGUGCAGCUCUCUUGUUGGAGUGUCCCUUUAUGUUACCCCUACCAGCACAAUUCUGUUUGUUAUCUGACAUUUGGGCAUGAUCUGCUUAAAUCUUAUGUAUAUUAUUUUCAGGCUUGGAUCCAGUUAAACACCUCGGAAGGACAUUGGAAGAGAUGAGACCUCAAUUACUGAAAGUAAUGCUAUGCAUGUUGCAGCUGUCUUUAUACAUUGAUUUCAUGUUUCUAUAAAAAAUAUAUAUAUAAUUCUGCGCUUAUUAAAGGGACAUUCGAAGCAGAAAAAAAACAAUGAAGUGGUUUUGGUGUAUAUAUCAUGUUUCUGCAAUCUCUGCCAGUAAGGAGUUAAAUCACUUAGUUUGUGCAGCCCGAGGCACGCAUGAUGUGAUUCACACAGCAACCCUAUACACCUCCUGAAAAAGAGACCAGAUGUUUUGCUUCCCUUAUUGCACAGUGUGUUUAAUUCAGAAUUAAUUUUCUACAGCUCUGUUAAUAGCCAGUGGGAGCAUGUUCCUGUGUGUGAAUGAAGUUCAAUUAACAGAACAGAAAAUAAGAACUUCUGAAGUAAACACACUGUGCUGUGCUCUGAUUGGAAAAUGAAACCUUUUUUUCAUGGAGGAUGUGUGGCUAUAGAUAAAAAAAAAAAACAGAAACAAAAGUGUUUUUGCUUCUAUAUGGCAGAGAAUUGAUCAGUGAGACUGCAGUGGCUUGAUGUAUACACAAAAACUGCUCUAUUGAGCUAAAGUUGUAUUGAUGCUUAGUGUCAAUUUAGAUUAUUCAAUUUACUUGAGUCAAACAGUUUAGAGGAUAUAUCUGCAACUUCAGGCAGAUGUCUUCCUCACCAGGAACAGACAUUCAGUCAGGAACAUUUCAAUAUGGUCUGUUGAGCAUGAUCUUUUUCCAUAAAACCCUGUUCAACAGCAGUAUAUGAGGUAAGUAUUUGUCAGGACGAACCAGUGGCCCAACACGCAGAAUUAAGUAAAACACGUAACAAAUACAAACAGUAACAAUGUAUUACAGGGCCUUAGAAUGGCUGGAAUUAACGUAAGGGAAUAAACAGUCUGGAGCCGAGGUCAGGAAUACAGAAAGGAACAAAUACGGAAAGAACAAAGCCAAAGGGUCAGGGAUACCAGAAAUACGGGAAGUCAAGCCAAGAUCAAAAACCAAAUCUCAGAAUCACGAACACGCUCUCAGAUAACCAACAGGAUGGAAACCACGACAGGGCACUGAACAACUGCUGGUUUGGGUUUAAAUAACCCAAUAAAUCCUGCUAUUGGCUGAUUUGGGUCCCAUGACCCCAGAACAUGCGUGCACUGUGUAAAUGUUACGCCGCAGGCACUUUCACGUCACUAGUGGCGUCAUUGUGGGCGCCUUUAUUAAUUAGCGCCGUCUUGCAGCGCCGGCGUCCCUCCCAACGAUGGACCCGGCCGCCAAUCCACAAUCUGCAAGGAGGGAGAGGCUCUGGGGGUCAGGUGAGUAACCUCUCCCUCUUUUAGUGCGACCGCACCAAUCAUGUGCGGUCACACUGAGGUACCGAUCGGGCACCGUGACAGUAUUAUUCCCCCAUAAGGAGUAGGAUGUGAUAAUCUGCUCUGUUAAUGGAUUGAUCUUCCCGAAAUAAAAUUGGUGGCUGUCUCACAGAGGAGGCUGGAGCAUGCUCCAAAUUAAAGCUCAUUAAAAAAAAUCUUGAAAGAUAAUGAGUUUGAAAAGCGAGACUGAAUGUACAGGGUCCUUGCACCAUUACCACUUCAGCAAGCCAGGAAUUCCAAAGUAGUCUGCAAAGACUGAUGGUUGAUAUGUGCACAUUAUUUAGGGGUCUAUUCAGUAAACAUGGGGUUGAGAUAUUUUGACUUUUAUUUGCAACAUUUAGGACAAGAUCUCCAGGUCAUAUUAUUGAUACUGACCUCAUAUUGCAUUUGUUGGAGAUUAUUUUUCCCCCUUUAGUCUUCUGUGUAGUGUGUUGUAUGUCUUGUGUUUUGUAUCAGAUUGUAUAUAUCAUACAGGCUUGAAACUGCUGACAAAAGUUGUUUUCUGUAGAGACAUAGAUUUCUUGUUGAAAUUGAAAUCUAUUUGACACUGGGGAAAGUCCUAUGUAAAUGUUCUAAUAUGUGGGUUUAAAAAAAAAAAAAAAAAAAAUUUAGUUAUAAGACUUGUUAAAGGGACACUAUAGUCACCAGAACAACUACAGCUUACUGAAUUUGUUCUGGUGAGUAGAAUCAUUACCUUCAGGCUUUUUGUUGUAAACACUGUCUUUUCAAAGAAAAUGCAGUGUUUACAUUACAGCCAAGUGAUAACUUCACAGGCCACUCCUUAGAUGGCUGUUCGAGAUCCUUCCUGGGUCAUGGCUGCCUAAAAUGCAUCCAAACAUUCAGUAUCUCCUCCCUCUGCAUGCAGACACUGAACUUUCCUCAUAGAGAUUCAUUGAUUCAAUUCAUCUCUAUGAGGAGAUGCUGAUUAGCCAGGGCUGUGUUUGAAUCAUGCUGGCUCUGCCCCUGAUCUGCCUCUUUGUCAGUCUCAGCCAAUCCUAUGGGGAAGCAUUGUGAUUGGAUCAGGCUACCACUUCUGAUGAUGUCAGCAGACAGUUUGUUUUUCUGAGGCAAACAGCAUGCAGAUCUACAGCUUCAGUCUUGAAUACAGUAAGAUUUUGCUAUAUUUAUGGAGCCAUGAGGGACCCAUGGAGGCUAGAUGGUGGUUUUAACAUGAUAGGGUCAGGAAUACAUGUUUGUGUUCCUCACCCUAUAGUGAUCCUUUAACAAUGGAUGAGCGAAUUAGUCUAAAUGUAAUUUCUUGUCACAAAUCAGUGGCGACUCUUAAAACAAUGAGACCAGAUGUGUUUUAUUAUUAUUAUAUUUAUUUUUUUAUUACCGCAAUCAAUAUAUUGAGGGUGCACACAGAGUGUGAACCACUAUAUUUCCCUGCAGUCUGUUCCAGGGAUAUUGAAGAAUUUGUGUUUAACAGGGUUACUUACUUAAGCAAAAAUUCAAAGGGAAUUUUGCAUUAAAGGCCAGAGUAGCCGAACCGCAAGCUUAGCUGACUUAGAGAAUUUUUCAAGUUCAGCUAUCUUAACCUUAAAUAUGCACUACUCUUUGAAUCCACCUUGAAUUCUCUGUUUAGUGAAUAAGCCUGUAUGUGUUUAGCUAUGUACCGAGUCUGCCAGUUAAGCAUCACGUUCUUUUUCGGCUACACAACUGUUUGCAGCUGUUGAGAACUCUAAACUUACAAUUUGCAUUUCAGCUCUCUUCCCAGUAUGGCAUCAACGUUUGCGGAGAAGGAGGAGAGUACGAGACCCUCACCUUAGACUGUCCAUUGUUCAAAAAGAGAAUCGUUAUGUAAGUCAUGGGUGUUUUUUUUUUAUACACUUACAAGCUCUGUUAGUGGGCCAUUUAAUCUUUUGUUAGAAGAAGUAAGAGAUUGAAGACUGUGUGUUAGAUGAGAGACAGAUGAGUGAUUUUAUGUGAUCUGUGCAUUUUGAGAGACAGAAAAGCAUGCUUUGAGGUAUGUAUUCAGAAAAGUGAGACAUCUCACCCCGAGUCACAGAAUACUAGAAGUUGAAAUUGACUAGAUAAAUAUCUAUUUGUGGUCAGUAACAAAUAAGGCGUGCAAUUACAUGAUUUAAUAGGACAAGUCGGUAGCAGUGUGCCGAUACCGGUGUAAGGGUAGGCCUGUAAUAAAAAGAGGGCCCCCCAGGUAGAAUUAAGUUAAAGGAGAAAGGUGAGGUGGGUGGAAUGAACUGACCGGCAUGGCAAAGGUAAGCAGGGGGUGUGGGUUUUUAUAGAAACGCUAAACUCCUCCCACAAAUACAGGCCUUUAAACAUGUGAGUUUCAGAUUGUCAUCUUAGAGACUUAAUCCUACUAGCACCACAUAUAGGGUCAGUGUCUUAAAUGUGUGCAUUAACGGGUUGGCAUAUUUAAUACUCUUAUACAUGUAUAAUAAGAGACAGGACGGGAUUUGAGGUGAAACACCUGUCCUCUCUUUAUUGGAUCAGCUGUAGGAAGGUGUUGUAUCCAGAUAUCUGUGUAGUAAUUGUUUGAAGUAUGUGUACCUUAAUUGCCGAUGCUAGUAACAUACCUGUCAUGACUGUGUUAAAUGACCAACAACCAUAUAUUACGUGUUACAUCUGAAUUAAGGGUCCGAGAAAAGGUUCUGAUGUUUGCAAUGAGAAUGGAUAAGACACAUGUUCUGAUUGCUGUGAAUUAGGAGUAUAUAACACAUAGACAACCUGUCUGUUUGCUUUCGGCAUCCCACAUCCAUUAUAGAAUGGUAUUCGAGUGUUUCUUAUCACUUGUGUAUCUCCUGGCUAGUUAUUAUACUUCCAGUAUUAACAAGCUCUCGUUGUAGCUCCAGGCAACAGUACUGCAAGGCAAUCUUUGUUUCCUGUCUUACAUAUAUAAAAUCUGCUAUAUUAUAUAGUUAUCGCCCUUGUCCCUUUGUAUCUAAUUGAUCAGCCUAAUGUAUGUAAUCUGUUUUAUGUGACAUAUAUCAGUAAGCCAGGUUACUGUUUAUAAAAGGAAAGGUACUGCCUAGAAAUGAGAAGGUUUGUAUCAAUAGAAAUAUCAUGGUUUGUGGUUUUUACAUUCUCUGUACUUUGGAAAUUAGGUUUAAAAGAGACAAACUUUCUGUUGGCCUCAAAGCAUAGCAGGAGAAUUAUCUAAAUGUUCUGAAAAGUGUUUUAUUUUUUAGUCUCUAAAAUGAGCAUAUUUUUUAAAAUUGUUCUAAAAGGUGUCUGUCUUACUGUAACAAUAUUCUGCCAUUUGUCUCAGAUAUAUCCAUUUCAGAAAAGAACAGAACAAUUUUCUGGUAGACAAAGUGACGGAAAGAUUGAUAAUAUGUUGUAUUGCUUAAAAGAAUUGGCAAAAAAGCAGCAGUUAAAAAAAUCCUACAGAUUUCAUAAAAUGUGCUCAAUAAAAAAAAAAAAGGCUCAAAUCUUUCUCUUGAUGCAUCUCCCCCUAUAUAGAAUAGGUCAUUCUAUCUAUAGUAUUAUCUGUGUAAAAUGUUAUUUUGUCCCCAUAUUGCUGCCCAUCUUCCCUUUCUUGUGAUGUCACUCUGGAACAUCUUUUCGGAUCUCCUGUAAUGUCUUAACCUGGGAUUUCACGCUAGAGCAGGGGUGCCCAAAAGGUAGAUUCCCAGAUGUUUUACAACUACAGUUUCUGUAAUGCUUUGCCGCUCUCAAGGCAUGCAUAGUUUUAUGGGAGUUGUAGUUCUACAACAUCUGGGGGUCUACCUUUUUGGCACCCCUGAUUUCGAGUAUCUAAUCAUUUGCAUGUGAUGUCAUUCUGUAGCCUACAUGUUUGAUAACCUCUGAUGUCAUUCUUCCACAUGCUGUGUUAUCAUGUGAUAUCACUCAGAAACUGCUCUUUUUUUUGUCCUUGAUGUCACUCUGGAGCUCCUUUUCCGCUGCCCUGUGAUGUCAUUUAGCAGAAGAUCUUUUUUUCCAGCAUAUCUCUCUCCCUCUGUUACCCCUGUGAGAUUUCAUUCCUAGUGGUUUUUGCCCAGUGCUCAUUUUUUCAUUUGUUUUUUUCUGCUGCAGUGAUUCCUCCGAGGUGGUGAUGCACUCAAAUGAUGCUUUUGCGCCUGUCGCGUACCUUCAAUUAGUUAAGCUCCAUCUUGAAGAAAAAGUAGGUCACAUAGGUUUUACAGAGUUUAAUUCAAAACGUCUCACUGAAAACUGUCUCAAUUACAACCUGUCUCUCUGUCUGUUUCUGCCUAUCCAUCUUUGUCUAAUAUCAAAUAUGCAGACAUUUUAAUACAGAAACAACAAGACAGCUAGCGCACUCUCACAUUUUGUAAGGGAUGUUUUCUGUCAAAUGGAGAAAGCUUCUUUAACCCCUUAAGGACACAAGACAUGUGUGACAUGUCAUGAUUCCCUUUUAUUCCAGAAGUUUGGUCCUUAAGGGGUUAAAGGGACAUUACAGUCACCAGAACAACUUUAGCUUAAUGAAACCAUUUUAGUGUAUAGAUCAGGCUCACUGCUCAAUUCUCGGACAUUUAGGAGUUAAAUCACUUUGUUUGUGCAGCCCUACAUACAUUGCAGGGGUAUGAUCUGUACACUAAAACAACGUAAUUAAGUUAAAGUUGUUUUGGCGACUAUAGUGUCCCUUUAAUGGCAGUAACUACAGAUGGGAAAUAUAUCUCCCACUAAUCUAGGGCAACCACCGUGACAACGUCUGCUUUUAGAAGCGGUCAUGGAGCAAGGAAUUUGUAUGUGCUGCAUUUCUGCUGGAAAUGCUGCACUUUUGUGCCCGAGGCUACUUACACCCAUGGCACACCUGAUUUAGGCAGCCUGGAAUCCUGUUCUGAGCUGCCUAAUGUUAAUUAUGUCCAAAAUUACAUCUGUCGUAAACACUGGCGACUGACUUAACCAAAGCAGUGGACGUACAUAAUAAAAAAUAAUUAUAAUUUUUAAUAAUAAAAAAAAAGCACAAACACUUACCUACUCUGUACUUGUGUGAUGCAACUUUGCAGCUCUAAGGUGGUACAGCCGUGGACAUGCCCACUCACCUGCACAGAAAUGUCAUACGUGUGCAUGCACAUGGCACUGCCAAGGUUAAACUAAUUCACAUGGUGUACCUAGCUUGGCAUGUCAAUAAAAAUAAAAAAAAAGAUUUUUAAAUUAAUAGCACAGUUUAUGGCUAACGUUUAACUAGCCUUUUAGUUGUGCAGAAUUUCUACUAAUGACAAUUUUUUACUUAAAAUUCUCAACAUGUACUUGCAGACACAUCUGUUUUGAUAUGAUAUUAACCACAUCAUUCUCUGUCAGAGGUCAAGUGAUCUCAACACAUGUAAAUAAACUGCAAGCCAUGCAAAUUGUUGUGGUUGAUCUGACUGUGUUAACUGUUAUUCUAGGUUGGCGCCUUGGCUCUGGAUGUGGACGGAGAAUGCCCUUGCGUGGUUGACUGCUGUACAGACCCUUUUCCAGGUGUUGCAGAGCAGCAGCCUGUGAUUUGGGCACCACACGGACUGCCGUCAGUGCCAUCAUGUAGGUAUUGCUCCUCUGUCUCAUAACCCACAUACGUUAGUUGUAGAUGGAGGUUUUGAAAAUGGCGAGGCAGUGAGGGGAGUCUGAGAUCACAUGAAUACCAGACAUGUAGGCAUCACAGGAAAAUGUAGGAAAGGAAUCAUCAUAUAAAAUGUGGAAAAUCCAUGGUGAUGAGAUUAAUAAUAAAACGUUGUAAGUAACUUUGUAGAUUCUAAAGGAUCACCCUAAGCUACAUAACCAUUUCAUCUUACAAAAGUGUCUAUGGUGCAAAUACCCUUUCCCUGCAACCUAAUAAUUCUGGAGUUAAUUGCCACUGCCUAUUUUUUUUUUCUUCUUUAAUGUGUAGAGCAAUCUCCCUGGGCUUUCAUUCAGCUAGCCAGAAAUUCUCUUAUCCUGGUCGAAAAUAUCACUCUUUAACUCAUUAAUAAAAAAAAACACAAUUCAGUUCUGGUUUUUAACCUUUGUCUUUCCUAAGUGCAGAGGUCAUACUGGAAAAAAACACACACACAAGCUACUCUAUCGGGAAUUUAUGUCUUGUAAAUUUCAGAUCAUCAUGUGGAAUAUAACUCCUAUCAACCCCAUCCAGUGGUUGGCUGAGCCUGAUGAAGAGUUUUAGUCUGCAACAUAUUUAAAUAGCAAGUCACCAUUCUAACUGAGACAUAAAAUAUCAAGUUUAAAAUGGCAGUUGAACUAAUAUCGCCCUAGAGUAAGAUUUUACUCUUGUAUAUGAAUCCCUAAUCUCAAUAUAGCCACCAACGUAUAUGAGAACCUUUUAAUUGAAGAAUUACCCUCAAUACUUCCAUAAUGGAAGCAUCUGAUUGGCUCGUUCCCCGCACUAACAUGGAUGUGCUGGGCAUAAAGGGGAGGAACCUUUUAGCUGUUCUGCAAUUUUGUCCUGUAAAUCAGAUUUGAGGGGUUUCGGAUAUUUUUAGUAAAUUGUAUUCUUGAUUAAAUAAGCGACCGGAAGUAUAUAUAUGCAUAUCUACACAAUGGUUUGAAAACCUAAAGCUGUAUAGAGUCAAACUGCAUUGUGUGAGAUUUAUCACAGCCUCGUUAUUGCUGUCUUUAAGUGUUUAUUUAUAUUUUUAAAUCCAGUGAAUUGUACUGCAUCACUGCCUUAUUGGUGAUUUGACGUUUGUUUUUAGGUGAAAUCAGUUACUCCCAGUCUCCUGGUGGAUUCUUGUGGUUCCGUGGCAUCAUGUGCAGCGGGCAAAACGUAUGUGAUGCUUCUCAGAGAGGAUUUUCCGCACUAAAAGGUAUAUAUAGUUUUGGAUAUAAUAAGUUAUCAACUUCUUUCUUUCUGUCUGCUCUGUAUAGUCUAAUUGGUGUUAUUUAUCACACUGUCUUAUCUAGAGUCUGCCCAAGAUUAGUGGCUGUUGGAAUCUAAGGUCCGCAGCUGCCAACGUUGUUUUUUUCCAGCUCUCUACUAUUUGUGAUAUUAUAUUAGCUACUCUAAAACAUUGUUUAUAUAAUUUUUGAUCCAGGAUUUACUGUAUUUGAAAUGACCCCUGAAAAUUUGGGUUUAACCCCUGGAGUUGUUUUUUUUUUUUUGAAAUCCUGAUUUGUAUUAAUGAUUUCUUUUUAUUGCAACAGUAUUGUGUUUUUGUUUAGGUUAAGCACACAUCUUUCCUCCCUCAAAUCUGUUAUUAAGUAAGAAAAUAAAAAAAGCGACCGUUAUUCUUUAAGACAGGUUUAAAAAAACCAAAACAACGAAGGUGCCUUCGUUAUUUAUGUUGAUGCCGGCCAAAUUAAACACGAGUUCAUUGUUUGUGAAUUGGUUAAUGAGGUAUAUAACCCGGAUGGCAUGAUAACAAAGUAGGUUAAAGAAUAGUAAAUGGAUAUUAAUAAUUCGGGUGUGUUCCUUACUGUGUAUGAAUGUAGGAACAUGAUGCACUUCUAAUAAACCUUUAUUUAAUAAGCAAUUGUUUGUCAGUAGAAUGCACAAUGAUUGGCAAGGAGCCGUGUUAAUUCCUUAUGACUCACAUGGAUUAACACCAUAGUUCUUGUAGAAUUUAUUAGCUGACAAAUGUACCUAGAAUUAGGAGCAUGUCAAAGAUAGAAAAAAAUAUUAAAUAUACUUUUUUUUUUAAAUUUAAAUAAGCUGCUUGUCAAAUCUCUAAACGUUUAGAAACGUCAAUCCCAACCCUCAGGGUUUACCAACAGGUUAGUUUUUUAUUUUGGCAUAGCUCCCAGCAUUUCAGAUGUCCACUGAAGGGCACUUGUUUCAUGGUGGUGGUGGGGUGGAACUUGGGAUAACACAUCAUGGACUACAUUAGCUAAUUAUAGCUGUUGUAUUACCCCGAGGCUCUGAUCCAGUCCGAAACGCUUUUAAUAAAGAGUGUAGUUAGGGAGUGCUGACCGAUCAGCAGUGGUUCAGUCCAGUAUCUAGGCAUCUCCCAAUUGUGCAGUAUUAAGUGUCUUAUACCAUUAUAGACUAUUUUAGUGCCUAAACAUUAAAGACUACUUUUUUAACAAUUGUAAUUCUAUACCCUUAUUUUUGAGUUAUUUACUUUACGUAUGGGUAAACCUUUGGCAGGUUUUUGAGAGUUAGCAUCUGAGCAAGACUUUCUCUCAAUAUACCCGCUUUAAGGAUUUUUUCUCUUCAUAUAAUCCUAAAUUAUGUUGCCACUUAAUUCCCUUAGUGAUUGGGGCUCUCUGCAUUUAGGCAGUCCUGAUCUGGGAGAGCGUUUACAUUACAUACAGCUAGAUUUCUAUGUGACCUUUGGACUCUUGGUAUGAAUUGGAACAGAUUAUGCAAACAUACAUAUAACUAAUUUUUAUAUUCUGUUUACAUGAGCAUGCUAUAAAAUAAAAAUAAAAAAUAAAUGGUGUACAACAUCUGAUAGUAUAUGAUUUUUAUUCCAACUAAAUUCAGGCAUAAAGAGACUAGGACAGUAUCCCUAAGUAUAAUUCAAGUUGCUAACUGUUGUUACAGAGCACCACCCUUCUCCACUCCAUAGACUCAAAUCCCGAGGGAACACACAUGAGAUGUUGCAUAGCGGUACACAUCUAGUGGCUUUGCUCCUGCUUGCCCCCAUUUUGGAAGUUCGUGUGCCGAUGUUUUUAUCCAACCCCUUGCUGAUUUGGGCAUGUUGCUGAAACUCACAACAAAUAAUGUUGUUAAACUCUCAAUAUUGCUUCAGUGGAAAUCCUUUAGCCAUGUAACCACUAGAGGGACCAUUGCACAUGGAGAAGAUAUGUAGUACAAUAUUUUAUUGCGUCAGGACAAUUCACUGAACUGAUAUAAUAGAAGCAAACUUUACUAUGUCGAUCUCCAUUCUCUGAUCUGUUACUUCAGCAACUGCUCUCUUUUUCAUCUUUCCACCUCUAAGCUUUUAAUUGUUUUAUCUAUUAUACAUGUCCAUCUAUUCCACCCCACCCCACCCCACUCUUGCUUAGAAGUUCAUCAACUUCAACCUUUGACAUAUCAGUUACUGCUGUUGAACCAUAAGAAGGAAAAUAUAAAAACAAUUUGAAGAACCGCACUCAUUAAAUAUGAUAUCUUUGUUUUUACCAGUAACAAAUCCAGACCUUUUUACAAAUAUCUACAAAAUCUCUUUAGAAAGAGAUAACUCCUCCAUUUUUAAAAUAUCUAUUAUAUUACCAAUUAUCUAUAUUCUCAGCCUCAAGAAUGUACCUUAUUUAUGUGCGUGCAACAAAAAUUCAAAGGAUAGCACUCCUAGGACUUUAUUGUUUUAGAUUAAAUAAAAACAUUUCACCAGGACACUGUCCUAUUAUAUUACACACACAAGAUACCAAGUUAUCAACUACAAGUCCUUUGUGUAAAAUAAUUAUAACCAACCAUAGGCAGCCUAAAAAAUGAUAGUUGCCUCCACAAAAAUGGUUACCUAAUUAGAUCAUGGAACAUCAUGGAAGUUGUAGAUAGUUGUAGAUACCUGAUGUAGGACAUUAAUAGUGAUAUCAAUUUCAGGUCAACUAUUAUCAUUGAUGUUCAGGUUGAGAAACCUAUUAUCUCGUUGGGUUUGUGGACUUAUGUUUUUUUAAUUUAAGUGCAUGUUACAUUCUUGCAGUUCGGAUUGAGGAGCUGGGAUUCAAGAUGAAAGACGCUGUACUGGUCCAUCUCUAUAUGAGAGACAUGGAGGAUUUUGCUGCUAUAAACAGUGUAUACAAAACUCUUUUCCCGGAGGCUCCACCUGCUCGGUAAGUGUAGACAACUGCCUGUAGUGUAUAUAUUGGUAUCUUUUGAAGGAGGAAUUCAAGGUGAGACUUGCUCCUUUGUUUUGAGUUUGUACAUCGUCUUGUUUUGGCCUUGGCCAGAGUUCUAGACCAUGCUGGCUCUGUAAUCCGUGUUCUGUGUUCUAAGCAUCUUUUGCAUUUUAUCAUUAUUUGCAGCCGUCCUGGGGACAGACAUAGCUGUUUGUGGUCAGGGAUAUGUGAGCAAUAAGUCAUUUUAUUUUUCAUGCUUUCUUCUUCUGUAGGGUAUGCGUACAGUGCUCCCUCUCUGGGGAUACUCUCUUUCAGUUGGAUGGUCUGUUCUGGAAUUUGGUGCCUGAAGUUUGCAGUGAUGACUACACACCAGAGAAGAUAGCCAUGCAUGUUCAAAGUAUCUCUCACUGGGCCCCGGCUAAUAUCGGACCUUACAGCCAGGCCGUAUGGGUAAGCAACGCUUAGUGUCAGUAACAGAAUUCGAGGCAAACUGGAAAGGACAUGUGUCGCUUAUCACAGAGAUUUAUUGUAUUCAGGCAGUGUCAUAAAUAGUCUGCUCUAUGUUGCAGGAGGGGACUAGAAACACUGUGAGAAUGGGGAUGCGCAGGCAAAUGAAACCUGGACAGAAUAGUGACAGGGGUAAAGCAGUUUAGUAUGACACGUUUCCUUAUUCUGUCCCCUUGGGGUUUUUUCUCUGCCAGUGACUCCUGUCUGAGAAAAUAUGACACCUCUUCUUACCAAAAGAUUAUAAUCUGCUGCCCAGACUCUCGAGAGCAUGUCUUAUUAAUAUAUCAAAUAUUUAAGUUCAUAGUAUCUAUGGCAUGUGGGUCUCGUACAUCCAGUGUAUGAUCAUCUCAGUAGGGUAACCGUACUAUAAUAGUAUCAGUGAACAUCUGUUAACAUCUGUUGUAUGAGAGUAUCACAAAUAUAGAAGAUCCUCAAUUAUAAUCAAACAGGAGUCAUCAUUGACUGUUUAUAAGAUGCACCUGGUAUAUGUUCUGGCAUUGCUGUUUUUGUAUCCAACGGUUGAACUCUUUGGAUUCUAAGUCUCUCAAAACAAGUGAUAACCAUAUGGUUUUCUGUACCAUAUAUUAAGGGGAAGAAAUUAUCGACUAUCAAGGGAGAUUUGGAACCCUAUCCUAUGGUGCCACCCAGUGCUCAAAUUAUUGUACUACAGUGCUCAGCAGCAUACAGGGCUUGACAGAGUUGGGAGGGGGUCUUUAGGAUAUGACAGCCCUGGGAAGAGACUGUCCCUUCGGCAUCACUCAUUCAGACAUCUUGCCCUUUAGCUGACGUUCUUCCAAUUCCUUGAAAUUACAUGGAUUAGAGUGAGGAUCUUAAUGCGGGGCGAUGGGGUUUGUCACUAUUUCCAGUGUCCUGGAAGGGGACCCAUGUCCCCAGCGGGCAGGUCACCGAAGGCACCUUGGCAGAAGUAAUGCCCCUCACAAAGCCCCCACCCCCUUGUGUUGGAGACGAGAAGAAGCUUGCAGUGCACAAGAUACCAGGAGGAAGAAAGGAAUCCUACUCUUUAACAGCUUCAAUGCCAGAGGGAAGCCAUAUUAAGCAUGUCACUGCGGGAAUUAAAGUGCAGUUAUGACAAGUUAUUAAGGUGUAUAAUAAUGUAAAACUGAACGAACAUACACUUCGCUAUUACACGUCUACCCCCAUCCAUAUAUAUAUAUAUAUAUAUGUGUAAUUUGUUAUAAAGUGGCAAUUAAUUCCAAUACAAACUUGUCCUGAGUUAAUUUUGCACUCACAUACUUUGUGUGUUUUGUGUGUGUUUAUACCGAUAUAUUGAUAAAAAUAUAUUUAUUUUAUUUAUUUAUUUAUUUUUAAUCAUUUGCGUCUUUUCAGAAUAAGCAUUGAUUUGUAAGAAGGCUUAUCGGUUUAUUUAUUAUCUCUCUCUUUCCGCUGAUGUCACAGUUAGGAAAAUCCCUUGUAAAGUAUUCGGUAUAAUUUAUGUCAUCUUUGUUUUGUACAUUUAUUGUCAUGUGCCAGCCAGAGAGGGCACGUACUCUUACGAACUCACUACAAACUUAAUGUAAUUUUCAUAAUCUGACAAAUGGAUGUGAUUGGACCUGUUUUUCCAUUCACACAGGCUUUGUCUAUAAUAUUACUGCCCAAUAGAGUUUAAUUUUGCAGGAAUCUGGUCAAAAAGGACGACGAGGGAAGGAUGACCUGGCUCAUUUUUAUUUCUUCAUUUCACCGUAAUAGUAGUGCAGAUCUGCAGCUACCAAAAUUGGGGAACAACUUUAUAGUUAGUGAACUCUGAAAGAGUUUAUAAAGCCAUGAGCUUUUCUAUCAUUGAAAGAGCUAUUUCUGCAAGAGACAGUGAGCUGCUUGUGAAAAGGCCCUUGUAUAUACAUUGUGUUUAUAUUUGGGAGGACAGAAUAUUGCUCAGUGUAUUUUAGAUUAUUCAGAUUGAACCUGGGGAGAUCUGUGGACUUGCAUCUCUUACUGCAAAAAAACAGCUGUUUAGCAAUACAUGCAUUCCCUUCAUUUAGGAAGAGCAAGAGAAACUAAAGUUUUACACAUUCUCUGAAGCUGUGUACAGGACAGACUCGUUAUUCGCAGCAGUUAGUGGCCGUGUCGUGAGUUAUUUGGUGCAUAAGUCUGGUCAUGCAGACAACACUGUAAAUGGCAGUACUCUGGUUCUGUGUUUAUUUUGGGCUACUCCCGCAUAGAUUGUAAGCUCUUGGGGGCACAUUCGUCAUGGCCUGGUUGUGGCACACUGUAAUGUGUGAGUUUUACAUCUGUACGAAACAGAAAUAUUGUUUGGUUUUUUUCUCCUGGAGAUGGCACCCAGGGAAGCACUGCAGGGGUGGGUGGGGGAGAGAAGGGGGGGCCACACUUCAUUCAGAUUGGGGGAGGGAGGGGGACUACAUUUUUGGUUUUCUGAGCGACUGCUCCUGACCUUGAUAGCGUUCACAAAGCGGAGCUCGUGCAGGAGAAAAAGAGGGUAAUCACCGCCGCGUGGACAAAGCGAAGGUGACAGCGCUGCCUGGCCUGCACAGCAUAUCCAGCAUAGAGGAAUUCACCAUUCAGACAGGCAAACAGAGCGGUACUCGGCACCACCCAGCAGCGCACACAUAGCGAGUGUUACUUCCACCUGAGCAACCUGCGACAUCUCAAAAUCAACUGAGAUUUGUAUGUGGGAGGGGCACCGCCAUUAUAUAACAAUAUACAAUAUCUCUAUGGCUGUGUGCAAUCCUAUCUUAAUACCUAUACAUACGUGUGUGUAUAUAAAGCUGUAUACAUAAUAUUGCAGCUUAGGUCUUGAUCCUGCCGUUCUACCUUGUUAAGAAUUUGUAGGUCAAUAAAAGUUGGAGGAAUGUAGGUUUUUUAGCGUUAAUUCAUUCAAUGCGAACUUGUAAGGAACCGACUGGGGGGAAUUUUUCCAAUUUUCAGUUUUUUGGCCAUUUCACAGCAUUAAGAGGUGCAGCGAAUAGUCCUGACUGUAGAGUUGGUGUAGGAAGAGUGGUCCUAUCUAAGAUUCUUGUGGUUGUUUUGAAGUGCGGAGUGCUUUCUUUUUACGUGAUGGCUCCCUGCAGGGCUGCCUCUAUUACUCUAAUUACUGACAGGAUUAUCACACACUGUGUGGUUAGAGGCUCCCUAAUCCCGUUAGGGAUCUGAUGAGGGAGGUUACAGCCUUCAUCGAUUUCAGUUGUAUUCAAGGUCGAGGGUUAUGUCUCCUGGGGGAGACACUUACAAGCGCAGCAUGCACGCACACCUAAUCAUGGCUACUUAUGCCUGAUAUUUUUGUUUAGGCAUAGGUAGCUAACCGCUUCCAUGCUGUAAACACCCUGAAAUUAUUUAACCAGUGACCUUCCCCGAACUGGACUAGAAUACGUGUUUUGCCAUUAAUUAGCUACAAAUAACUCCGGUUUCCUUUAUUUACUGUGACAGUUGUGUGUCUGUAAACGUAACCUUUGCACAUUCUGUGUGAUGUUUAAUGCUUCUGCUGCCAGACAGGCUUCCUGAGAGGUUCAUUUACAGCGCUGACAUCAAUUUUACCUCUUUUCUGUCGUCCUCUUUUUUUCUGUUCCACGUGAAUUUGGAUCCCUGCAGGGAGCACAGCCUCUGUGUCACUCAGUAUGCAGAAUAAUGCACGCUGGGCCCUGCAGUGGGAGCUACAGUUAAAAAAUAAAAUUAAAAAAUGCUGUUUUUCUUAUUGAAUAUUGGGCGCCCUAUGACCCCUUGAUUAGUGCAGCAGCCCCAGGCACUGCACUGCAUUCAUAAGGUGGAUUCAGGUUAUUGGCUAUUGAUAUAGAUCAGGGUUAGUUACAGACAGCUGAUCCAUGCAAGGUCUGUAUGCAAGGAGUGAAAGCUUAAUGACUUAAUGGUAUAAUUUCUCUCCCGCCCUGGGAAUUGUGAAUGAUGUGUAAUGUGCGAUCUCAUCUGUGUUGAACAGAAUGGCAGACUACAUUGUGUUCAUAUAACUACACUUAUAUAAAUAUGAUGACAAAUAUGUGAAUCUGUAAAAAGUCUAGAUCUGGAUAUAUACAAGUAUAAAUGCGAUUUUCCGUGUCACAUUGUGAAUAGUAUUAUACAAAGCCCAUGUGAAUCCACUGCUGUGCAUUAUCAGAGUGAAUGGUUGGUGCAAUGACCACAUACAAGUGUCCUGUUGUGCUAAAGUGGGACUACCAUUGGUAGGAAGUGUAAAUUUUUCUCCUGAGGCCCAGUAAACAAUGAGUUGCUUACUGUAAUAAAUUGCCUUCCUCUUUACCUUAUGAUACUGAGAAGAAUCCAGUGAUAUUUUUUUUUUCUCUUCAAAAUAUAUAUUAAAGGGACACCGUAGCCUCUGUAAUUGUGCGUCGUCUCGUUGAAGUGGUUAUAGUAUCUGGAGUUGCCUGGCGCCGUCCUUCCAUUCAUUUCACUUUUUCGCAGAGCUAUUCUAGGUUAUGUAAAGCGGUAUUAAAAUAUUGUAUUAAAGCAAUGGAUUAAUAAAAAAAAUGAAUAGUGAUUUAAUUUUUUAAUUUUUUUAAAAAAAAAUUUAAGUAUGAUUUUGACGUGAUUUUACUUUUUAUUUGAUGCCUUUUACCUGUCCUAGAAAAUAAAUAAUGUAUGUGCCAGUUAAAUAAGGUUUGUGAAUUUGGUGUAAGUGAUAUAAUAUAGAGUGCAUAUAACCUCUUAAAAUAGCAUAAUAUGUAAAUAAAAACUAAAAAAUAUGAGUACACAGAGAGAGAGAAGGACCGUUCUAUGGUGAACAUAUUGCAACAUCGGUAGCGUGUCGAUACAUCCGGGGAAGUAAAAGUUUAAGGCGUCUAGGUUUGUUUAUUUUUGUAUUAUGCUGUGGGUUUAUAGAUCAUAUUGAUGAUGAUUAUCCUUUUGUCCUUCCAGGUUGGCUCUGCAAUAUUCUGUGCUGGACAGAUCGCGCUCAAGCCCUGCUCCAUGCAGCUGGUUUCAGGAGGAAUUGCAGUGGAAGCCGUUGUCUCACUGCGCCAUGUGGACAGAGUGCUGGACGCUGUACGUCCUGGGACAUCUCUGAGCCACGUGCUGCUCGCUCACUGCUAUGUGACACAAAGCUCUUACAUACCCACUGCCGUGGCAGCGUGGCAAAAAACACAAGGGGUAAAAGAACCUUUUAUACUUUUUUUUCCCCCUUCUCUUGUACUUUUACUGGCGUGUGAUUGAAAAUAACAUGUUAAGAGUACAUUGGGACAAAAACAACUAUAUGUGGAGAAAUAGCUCACUCAGCUUCUAUUGUUAUACAUGAAAAAUUGAGAAAGAAGUUAAAAGAGCGAACAGUAUAGAAAGAAAGAAUAGGACAAAGGGAAGAGAUGUUCAACAAGAUUCUUUGCACUGUGCCAUAAAGCAGAACCAUGAUAGAAUGUGAAGCAUCUCAACUGGUGUUUGAAGAAUCAACAGUUGGUUGACUUGAUUCGUUGUGGUCUAGGACAAUGGUUACCAACCCAGUCCUCAUGGCCCACUAACAAUCCAGUAUUUAUGUAUUUCCUUUUUUCCCCAAUGGGGAUACUGACAAAACCUGGACUGUUCGUGGGCCAUGAGAACGACUGGUUUGGGGAAAACUGGUCUUGUCUGAUUCCCUUACUUGGUUAAUUGCAUAUCGUUUUUUCCGCUAUCUGUAUUAAUUGUGUGUGUUAGACACCCCAAAGAAAUGAGAGCUCCUUUUCUGGCACAAUCUAUUGCUUUAAUCCCUCCAGGGUUCAUCGUCUAAGCUCACUGGGUGUUUCCUAAUUAUCGCUGUACCUUAACAUCCUAGUGCUGAUUAUAUGUAACUAUCAACUAUUAGAUCAUCAACUCAAUGACUUCUGAUUUCUUGGGGAAAACAUAUCAUAGUUUUAAUACUGGCAUUAUUUUUCAUUGACACAGGAUAAUCCUAUUUGGUUUGUAUCAGUUCCAGAGAUUAAAGUGCUAAUUUAUCAAUGGCUAGGUACAUCUGACAGCUGGUAGGGUGCUCUUCCUGGUUGAUUUGUGCCCCAACACAAAGCAGAAGGAAGUGCUUCCCAAACUAUGAGAAGCAUUGCCAGCUGUGUAACCUGUGUUCCAAUGUUUCUCUAAGAGAAUAAUUGGAUUUUCCAGUAAUUCAUCAGUAUAACUGAAUUCAUUUAAAAUAACAUUGGUAUUUGCCUUUAAUGGAAUUAUAAUUUUGUGUGUGGUUUGUGCUAGUCAAAUAUCCAGCAUAUGCAGAGAUAAAAGCUAGAUAGAGUGUCUGGUCUCCCCGUGGUACCGCCAGGGAUCCGUCUGCACCCCACCGGAAUAUAACUGCAGCAUCUCUUAGCCUUCUGGCCAUUGGUGCAAGUUGUCUCCGCUCUACCAGGGCUGCGAACGGGAGGUCACCGUGCUACCCUCUAACUGCACACUACCUAAGUCUCGGGUAUCUUUCGUGACCACUAUAGUGACUCUUGGUGAUUCCGCUGGAGCUGUUGCGGCUUUGCAGAUUCUGAACGUGGAUAUUAUCAUACCGGACUCAGUGCUCCCCCCAUUCCCAUUCCAGUUAGUAGGCGAUAUAUGUACGUCAACAGGGCUUCGCCUCCAAUGGUCUCUGGUAUGCCUUGGAUGCGGAUGUUCCGCCUCCUAAUCUGGGCCUCCAGCGUCGUGACAGUCCGCGUGAGCUCCUGGACCUGUGAAUUAAGGUCCUGUACAGCGUCUCUGGAGAGCUGUUGCUGAGUGUCUCUUGCGCUCUCUCUGGGUUCCACCUCAAUAAGCCUCUUCUGGAUAUCUCCCACCUCCUUCCUUGUGUUCCGCAUGUCUGCCGUUCACACCUCCCGCAUUUCUUCUAAGAGGUCUCUAAUGUCCCUCUUCGUCACGGAGGAUGAUUCCUCUUCCAAUUCGGAAGCUUAAUAUUGGAUCCCAUCUUCUGCCGGAGGUGAGGUAAGGCUUUCUUUAUCUUUGUGGGAGAAUCUUCCGAGGCCUCCUCCUCGCUGGGUGCCUCGGGCACCAUUUUGGCAGGUGCUGGCGGAGUAGGCCUCACAUAGGACAGCCGAAUGUCCAGUGUUUUAUGUGUCUCCAGAAGGCGGUAUUUCCUAUUUUUUCGUCCUAUUACAGUCUCUGUGUGGGAGGCUCGUUUACUGCCGUUUGAGGGACCCAUAUUCGGGUUUUUAGUCUCUUUUGUUAGUCUCUGGUACGGAACUCCCCAAAAACACUCAAACACAGACAUGCUGACACUCACACACUCACACACUGACAUACUGAGACACAGAUAUACUGACACACACACACACAUAUGCUGACACACAAACACAUAUAUAAUGACACACACAAGCAUACUAACACACACCAAGUUUACACUUUAAAACCCACCCUCCAGUUUCCUACCUUUCCUGCUGGUGGCUGAAGGUGUUGGGAGGUGGGAUCUGUCUCUCACGGCCAGCCACCCUCCACUCUGUCUACUCUUCUUUCCCGCACGCUCCUCUCUUUGUGGGAGGAAGUGAUGCACGGCUAUCCCUUCCUCCCAGCCUGCUGCCGAAAAGCAAGGGGCUCGCUCGCGCUGUUAAAGCGCCUUAGCGCACGACCAGACCCCUGCUGACAGAAGCCCACCGGGUGGCCCUUUGUGCAUGGGCCAGCCAGUGGGCCUCCUUAGUGUGCGGAUUGCCGGCCAGGGGGUGAGAAAUAGUCGAGGCCAGCGGGGCUCACGGUGCAGCUGCCCCGUUUGCCCUGCGUUAAAGACGGCCCUGCGUAUAUGAGCUAUUAUAUUGUAUAUGUUCAUGAGUAGUUUAUGGUAUUGUGUACAUAUGAAUGUAAGCUGUGUAUGGGGGCUGCUUGUUGAAUUGUGUGUGUGGAUGGAUAUGUCACAUUGUGUGUUUGGUAGUGUGUGGGGGCUUAUUGGGGUAUUGCAUGUGAGAGGCUGCAUAUGGGGUUGUGUGCAUGAAUGUGGAUUGUUAGUGGUGUUGCGGAUUGUGUGUAUGUUUGUGUGUGGGCUGUCCGUACUAUUUUUAUGAGGGGAGGGCUAUUCUGCAGCUCUGUGUAUAUCUAGCAGUGUGGGUGACUUCCCUGGGUUCCAGUGGGGACCAGGCCGGCCAGGUACAUGUCAAGGACAGGAGCUGCAACAGCAGCUGCGUGCUGCUCUACUACGGUGUGGAUUCCUAUUCACAAGUGCUGGGAGGAAGUGAUCUGAGAUCACUUCCUCUACGUGCUGCAAUGCAUAAAUUGAGGAUUGUCCUUCACCACCUUUUCUGAUUAGCAGAUAUCUGAAGUUUUACUGGGACUCCUGGUAGGCCAGAGCCUGUUUGGCUCUAGCAGCCUUGAGUGCCGUGCAAAGGCACCUCGAGUGCUGCGCAUGGCACUAGUGCCGUAGGUUGCCUACCCCUAAUCUAAGGUAUUAAAAUACCUUACUGAUACAGUCAUUCAGUAAGGAUCUCUAGAAUACUGUUAGGAAUGUCUCACGGAUUAAUGAUCUUAAAACUAUUGCUUCUCUUUGAAACUACUCCUCUUUUAAUAGUCCUACUAUUACUAAUUAUAUGACUUCUAUUAAUACAAAUACUUUGUCUUUUAAAGGAAAGUUGUUUUGGAACAUUCUUUUGCCAGUAUGCCUCCACAGUAGAUAUGCCGUUUAUAAUUACGUUGGGAGAUAUUUCUUUUUUCCCUCAUCCUGCAGUAGUUCUAGAACAGUGAUUUGAGAAACAUUUGGGACCUGACAGAAUCCUGACGAAUGAUUUUGUUACCUACUUGGGCCACUAUGAGAAUGUGUGUGUGUUGUUUUUGAUUGACCCCCCUCUUCUCCCAUAAACAUGUCCCGAUUCCUUGAGCUAUAAGAGGUUCUGCUCUCAUCACAGUCCAGUUUAUAUUGGCUAUUGGGCUCAUUCUAAUUGUCCCCUUGUCUCUUUACUGUGGACACAAGGAGAAAAUUGUGCACUGCUGAUUGAGAAGCGUUUGCUAUUCUACAAAUUGACAGCUAUCCUGUGGACCUGUCAUUCUUCUGUCAUUUCUGUUAUUAGAUCACCUGACUGCAGGGGACAAGUAUCUGUCUGCCGUGUAACCUUUAGAAGUGCUUAGUGGGUUAAAAGCCAUCCACCCGUCUACAACACAAUAUUCACAUUUCAUUUGGAAACCGUCACUGUCGUGAUACCCCCUAACUUGGUAACCAAGCUUAUAAUCCCUGAAAAACGUCAAUGUAAGGGACAAUCAACAUAAAAAAAGAUUAUGUUCGAAUUAAAUGUCUGAUUGUAUCACCUUGAUCAGUGAUCCUGCUGUUUUCUUGCAGGCACUAUUAUUGAUUUAGAUUCUCAGUAUUGGGUUUCUCUACACGCAAUUGCUUUUCCUAAUGUAAAUUCAAAGCCUGAAGUGUGCCUUUUAUGCAAACAUGACUUAGUGGCACGUUUUAUAUAAUGCUUUUUGACUAUAUGUCGCAUCAGACCAAUUGGCAGAAAAUAUUUUGAUACAGCGCUAUUCCGUACUUAAAGGACCACUAUAGUGCCAGGAAAACAUACUCGUUUUCCUGGCACUAUAGUGCCCUGAGGGUGCCCCCACCCUCAGGGUCCCCCUCCCGCUGGGCUGGAUGGAGAUGAAGGGGUUAAACUUACCUCUUUCUCCAGCGCUCUCCUCCUCCUCUCCUCCCUCCUCUCCUUCCUCUUCAGGCUGAAUGCGCAUGAGCGGCAGGAGCUGCACGCGCAUUCAGCCAGUCCAUAGGAAAGCAUUCACAAUUCUUUCAUAUGGAUGCUGGCGUCUUCUCACUGUGAUUUUCACAGUGAGAAACGCGGAAGCCCUCUAGCGGCUGUCAAUGAGACAGCCACUAGAGGCUGGAUUAACCCUAACAUAAACAUAGCAGCUUCUCUGAAACUGCUAUGUUUACAGCAGAAAGGGUUAACCCUAGAUGGACCAGGCACCCAGACCACCUCAUUAAGCUGAAGUGGUCUGGGUGCCUAUAGUGGCCCUUUAAUGUUUCGUUACCUCGGCAUAGAGAUUUGCAAUGUAUCAAUUAAAUUGCACUAACAGAUAUGUAAUGUAUCAAUGAAGUACCCACACAUGAAAAUCUGUCAAUUUCAAUUUUAUUCUUGGGAUAGUUGAUAAGUGUAUAUUAUGGCUAAUUUGAUGUAUCACGGGGACAAUAAAACUUGUUUAGUCCCUUUUGCAACCUUGGAUCCUUUUAAUCGAAAAAUAAAUAAAUAAAUACACUGGUAGCCUUUUCCAAGCUGCCAAACUCCAGAAACUUUUUGUUGUUGUUUUGUUAUGCUUGUAUAGUCUGAAAGACGUAUUAAAACUAUUUGAAAAGAAACGUGUCAAUGAUACAAAUGUGGAGAGCUUUCCACAUAAUUGUAAUAUUGAAUCUAUUCUUCAUUGUACUCAAUGAGCUCUAAAUCAGUUCUAAUCCAUUUUUGAUACGGUUUGUGCUAUUGCAGAUUGGUGGGAGAUGGUGUGUUGUAGAAGAAUAACUUUGUGAUGGUUUUCAUUGAAUUAGGGACUGAUUAUUGUCUCUGGUUAAAGGGAGCCCUGGCCACCUGAAAAUUAGCACGUCUUACUAAGAGGAGACACAACAGAAUAUAUAUCUGAGCUCUUUACAGUAGUAUGACACAUCAGGCACUGCGUUGUAUUCUGAUACCAACGUUAGAUCUCUCAGGUUCCUCUGAUUUUGUGCCAUGCAAAGUAAUGUGACUAUGCUUUGUCUACAGGAUUGUGUCUCGUGCCUGUCCGUUAUUGUAGUGCCGAAACUUCCCCGUGGGGCUGCUGUGGAAUGGCACGUGUUGGCUGCAGUAAGCGAUCCUUUCAGUAGAAGAUGCAUCUCCGUGGCCGAGCAAAGUGCAAGCUUCCAAGCCAAGCUGUAUGGCGUUGUGUCUAGCUGUAUGUCCAGUGCCUCGUUCACAGUUUCUCUAUGUGUGCCUACACCUGGGGCCUCUUAUCAGGACUGGUCCCCUGCUUGUGAUAUCCUACGCACUGUACUUAGCAAAGCAAUAGCAGAUCUUCCCAUCGAGGCUUCCCUCACACCUCUCUGCUGCAGGACGUUCUACAAAGGUGAAGAUGUGGAGGCACAAGGUCUGCACGCAGGUAAGGCAUACAUUGUAAAUGUGGGAAAUGCUUAAUUGUAUCCUAAGAUAGUUACAUAAAACUCUUAAACACCACUAAAACACUUCAUAAAAUGUUACAUCUCUAAGGUGGAAUCAGAAACUCAAAACAACUAUGGAACAUAUUCUCAGAUGAUAUCUAAAGUUCUCACCAAUAAAUAAAUAGAUCAUGCAGGUAGUGGGCAAAAUGUGAAUAAAUCAAUAAGGACAGUAGGAAUGUUUCUGGGUUAUGGCGUUUCUGGGUUAUUUCUUCCUACCUCCCACUAAUGCAUCUUUCUUGAUGGAAACAUUUCCUUACCGCCCACCAGUUUUCACGCAAGUGCAGAAUAUUUUUUAGAAAGGAGGGAGUUUAAAAUAAAUAAAUAAAUGUACGUACAUUUAUCUUUUUAUUUCUACUUAAUGCAUGUUUAUAAUGCUUUUAACUUUAUAAAGUUUAAUGAGAAAACAAUAAAGUAAAUUGAAAUUACCUUUAACUAGUGAUUAAUGAGAUCCUUGAGGUUGAUGCUGUGAGACUAAAUAAUUGAUAUCUGGUUCGAUUUUCGUAAGGAACAAACGAAGGUCUCCUCUUUCGGUGAUAUUCAGACGAUUUCUCUGUUUGCGCAUAAUAUGAUUUCUCAUCUCCCCUCCUCUCCCUCCUCAAUUCCGCUCCCCACCUUUAUUUUUUCCUUUUUUUAUUUUUUUAACCUUACUUAUAGCAAUGCCCAGUAGGAAGGCUGAGCUAGGUAGCCCACUUACUAUAGCCCACUAUAACAGACAGGCACACAUACAUACAGACACACACACAAGACACCCAUACAUACAAAGACACAUACAUACAAACAGACAGGCACACACAUACAGGCACACAUACACACACACACGACACAUACAUACAAACAUACAGGCACACAUACAGACACACACACACACACGACACAUACAUACAAACAUACAGGCACACAUACAGACACACCCACACACACGACACAUACAUACAAACAUACAGGCACACAUACAGACACACACACACGACACAUACAAACAUACAGGCACACAUACAGACACACACACACACACAGACAUGCACACAUAAGACAGACAUACAUACAAAGACACACACACAUACAUACAGACACAUCAUACAUAAGACACACACAUACAAAGACAAGACACACAUACACAAGACAUAUAUACAAAGACACGUUCAUAAGACACACAUACAUACAAAGACACAUACACACACAAAACAUACAUACAAAGACACACACACACACAAACAAACACACACAUAUUUCAGUCACCCUCCUGUUUCCUACCUUUAACGUGCAGGAGGGUGACAUUCCCUGGGGUCCAGUGGUGGCUCUCAGUGUUAGCUGGGAGGAGUGACGUGCAGUCACUUCCUCCCAGCUCUGUGAUGUAAUCACAGGGGGCCCGGUCGCGCUGUUAAAGCGCCCAGCGAUUUGCCGCCCGGGCCGGGGCCGCAGAUGGUGAUGGAGGUACCCGGUCGCAGGGGUACCGCCGGCUCGCACAAGCCCACCCAAUCUUUCCAAAUGAGGAAAUCCCUACCGCUCACCUGGAAUCCUGAAACGCCCAUUAGUGGGCGGUAGGGACCAGGUUGACGACCCAUGGCGUAAGCAGUAUUAAAGGAAUGUGCAUCCCUUUCAAACAACUGUCUUCUUUAAAAGCUUUAGCUUGAAUGAGACUGUUACCUCAGUCUGCAGGCUGAAAAAAGCAGGUAAAUAUGAUUUUUUUUAUUUUUACAUGCUUCUUCUUUCUUAUGCUUUCCACACCCACUCCACAUGGGAGCACAGAUCUAACCAAUUAGUAGCCUAUCCCUAGGAAUGCUGGAAAGGUGCAUUGGGCAUGCCUGACAGAUUUACACAUGUGCAGUUGGAAGAUAUCUUAACUGUGCAACUGUCACGGGAGUCUUACCGCAACACACAGGAUCGUGAAAACCCCCAAAAGGGGGAUCCGAAAGACGUAUUACCGAGCCUUAGAAUGGCCGGACUUAACUUAUUGAAACCGCAAGAAACAAGGUCAGGGUAAGCCAAGGUCAGGAAUACAGAAAUACACAGAGAAUAUACAAAGCCGGGUCAGGAUACCAGAAAACUACGAGUCGAAUAUGAAGCCGAGUCAGGAUACCAGAAAUCACAAGUCAAGUACGAGCCGUGGUCAAUAACAGGAAUACAACAAGAGAGACUUAUAAAUAGUACUAACGAGUAUCAGGACAGAAACUACGAUAGGACAAUGAGUAAGGCUUAGAACAGGCCUUAAAUAGGUUCAGAAGAGUUUCUAUUGGUCCACGUCAUCUCUGCGACCCCAGACAGCAUGGGGUUGCCUAGAUGAUACGGUCCCUUUAAGGGCAUGACAUCAUGGGAAUAAUUUUAUUAAAGGAGCUGCAGUUCAGCCCGCGAACCAGCAGAGGGAGACGUUCACGGGACCCAAGGUGAGUAUACUAUUUAUGGCCACGCGGCCUGAGGACUGCAGGAGCGCGGUCACACAGUGUGUUCUGCCUAUGUGGCCUGAGGAAAGGAGUGAAGCGGGCACCAGGUACAGUUAAGUUUGUGACAGCAACAUUCUGACAAGGGGAGAAGAGAGGGAGUCUGAUCAGUGUAAUUCAUGUAGAACAUACUCUGGUGUCGGGUUUGUCUCUCCUGCUGCUGCAUGGUGAUGCCCUGUUUCUGUCAUUAGUGGACAAAUCUGAAACUGUGAUGGUUAAGUAAAACUCCACUAGUUGAGAGGUGUGCCCAACAAUGCAAUCUGACCAAGUUUAUUUUCAAAGUUUAUCUUGCUUUAUCUUAGUUUGUAUAUUUGUUUUAAAAUGUUUGUUUGUGUAAACAAAUUGUCAAGUUAUGCAUGUCCCUGUAGAAAGAUCUAACUUGUGAGGAAAAGACACGCAAAGGGCAAGUGUAGUGAGUUAAGUAAAACCCAGGAAGACCAAAUAAAGGCAGGGAUGUUGGGCCCAGAAAGAGCAAGUGUAAAUAAUAAAAUACAUUGUAUGUGAAUAUCUAUGCAUUAUGAUGUGGUGUCGUGAGGUCUGUUACCCUUGUGGUACAUGCUCCAAGUCUAUAUUCUGUGAUAUAGAGGUUAUCAGGGGUGAGACAUACAGAGCUGGAGAAAGGUAAUCUGGAAAUCAACUUGCAAAGCUCUGUUCUGAUCUGGUGCCUGACUGGGUGUGGACUGUCUGUGUUCAUAGUCACUGUGGUGGUGCCAGCACUAUGAGGUUUUACUGCAGACAGAAAGAGACUUGUGACAGGCGAGAUACGAUUAGUAAAGCUUUCAACUGUAGCUCAUUUCCAGUGGAAGAAAAAGACUAAUUAGGCAUGGCUUGCUAAUGAGUUUCCUCCCAUGCCUGCCCUGAAGAUGUGCAUAACCAACCAAUUCUUGAUUGCCAAGUCUGUACUCAUCCGGUUUACUGGCAUUCUGUAUACAAAGCAGAAAGGUGUGUGAAAGGUCACACUAUGGCACCUUUGCACUGCUGGUAAAGCAGCACAACUCGAUCUUAACUGUCCGUCCAAAGACUGAGAAUGGUGGGAUUUAUAGCACAUCAUCUAGCUGGUCUAAAUAUUCAUUGCCAGCUCUGUUAUUGAACAAAUAAAUGGCAAAGCUGCAGCGUUUAAGUCUGAUGAUAUGGAUAUGAAUUUAAACCUUGAUUGAGAAUUUAAGAACUAGAUCCUUGUGUUCCAAAUACAUUGGUAAUGAAUCUUAUAUUCCUUGUGAAUUGUGAUACCAAGCAAUUCCCGUUUGUAUUUGCAUACUGUGCAAGCCUGGGUUUUCCUUUAGUGUUAAGAGUACUAGGUUGUUUAUAUCUCUUAUAUUUUAUUUCCGAUUCUAUUAUAAAAAUAUUCGUGAAGUGAUAUCGGCAAAACAAAAAAAAAAAAACAUUUUAUGUCUCAUUUUACAUAUAUUGAAUUAUAAAAUAAUAUUAUACAAAAAACAAACAAAGAUAAAUUCUGCCUCUGCCCCAGUAUAGAUUUUUCGGAUACUUAGUAUUAAUCGACAUGGUAGAAUUUUGCAACAUUUUUUGGUUUGCUAAAUCCCCAAAAUGUGCGAGCAAGCACAUUUUAGAGCAUACACGCGAGUGUAUAAUGUGUAAACAUUGUAAGUAUACAUAUUAAGCAGAGCUCUCCCUCCUGGUUCCCCCCUAUUUCUCUUUCCCCCCCCCCCCACACUGGUACACUCGGGAAAGUUGUAAUGAACGAUUCCUAGAUUUAAUAAAGGCCAAUUAUUGCCGCUGUUUAUCUGCUCAUUUGAAACAUUUUGGGAUUCAGCAAAUUGCAAUGCUCCCGGCAUUUCCAAUUUUAAGAGCUGUUAAUAUCCCCGUCAGGCUUUGAAUUAAUAAAGCGCAAAAAAAACCCUCUUCCUAAGAAGAUUAUGAUUACAAAGAAAGUAUCUUGUGUUCCCCUAGCCUGCACAAGUUACAUUCGGAGCUUGUUAAUUCUAAUGUCUCCUGACAGCACAUAAUCUGCAGUUGCUUACUGGGGUGACAGUGACAAAAGACCCUUUGACCUUAAUUUGUGACUCUACUUUUGAUUCAGGGUACCCUAUGUUACUGUUCAAGCUAUCUGGAAUUCAGAAACUUGUAGAAAAAGUAAGAAGUUUGGGUGACAUACUUUAUUUUAUUCAGAUUAGGAGAGAUACAGUGCGCUAUUCAUUGUCAUGAAAUGCCUUAUAAUCUGUAACUAUUUACCCUAAUAUGAUUUUUUUUUUUUAAUCAUGUCAGGACUGCAGGAACUUUUUGAAGACGUUUGGGGUACCACGGCUCCACCUAUAGUCCUAGUACCUGUAACAAACCUGUCCACGUCUGAAGUCUUGCAUCUGUCAUUUUGGUUUUGCUCGUGACCCAGUGAGCAGAGCCCCAGGACGAGAGAGCUUUUGCGGCAUGUCACAGAAUGACUUGUUGGAUAAAGAGAAACCUUCUGAGCUUCAAAAUGCCAGUUUCAUCUCAGACUGACUGCUGGGUUUGGGGAAAAAAGACCCGAAUUUCAGGCAUCCUUUUGUAGCUCGGUCCCAGCAUCCCUUCCAGAACAAGCAAAGGGUUGGUUUGUAAUAUAAAUAAAAUUACAAAAAAACACGUGAGGAUCCAAUACCAUCAGCUUAGUGGAUGCCACAGCACCUUGAAAAUUUAAGAUCAAACAUGUAUUACUUUUUCAUUGCAAUAAAAAUUGUGGUUGUAUAAUAUACUGUAGGCUUAAGGGUCUUGUUAAAAAAAAAUUAUGUUUUGGAAUGGUGUAUUUUUUUGUAAAACCAUCCAGAAUUAACAAUUUUUUAAAAAAAUGUUGGAGGCAUGUAUUCUGCAUAUGUAAGAUGCAUACAGAACUAAUUGUUGGCCACACUGUCACGCAGUGAUCAACUCCCUGCCAUGGACUGUAACUUAUAUUAUUCACAGCCACACAAAGUUAGGUUGAGAAUUUAUAGAGUUAAAUCUCAGUACCUUAAAGGGAUAUUCCAGGCUACAUUACAACUUUAAUGGUCUUUGUAGGUUUUGGCCUCUUUAAUAUGCAGUAUUAUAUGUAUUUAUUUGCAUGCUCAAAUCUUUAGUUUUUAUAGUAGCAAAAAUGACAAUGUUUUACAGUAUGCUGCACCUAGAGCCCCUCACUCUAGAGAAAGACUUCCUUAUCAAAUGAAUGUACACAGUCUCAGCCACCGACACCACUUGAUCACCACAGUGAUCUGAUGUACAUAACAACCUGCUUUAGAAGGAGAGAACACCCAAGGGGACAAAUAGUAUAGACAUUACUAUCUGUUUGUAGUGUAUGUGACUGUCUGCAGCCUGGUUGUGAUUUAAAUGCAGCGCGCACACUGUUGUCAAAGUUGUAUUGGUGCCCGGAGUGUCGCUUCAAACAUCUAGCUGGGCAAAAAUGGGACUGAUCUUCAUUAACCUGAAGAAGCCACCUUUACAAUUAAAGGGAAACUAUAGUGCCAGGAAAACAAACUUGUUAAUAACCCCUUCUGUCACUCACCUGGGUUUCUUCUGUUACUCACCUGGGUCCCUCUGUGCUUGCUCAGCUCCGCCCACGUUCCUCCCCAGCUGACAUCCGCCGGCAGGGGAGACCUAAUGUGCAUGCGCAUCAGUUUAUAAAAACUACAAUAAUUACCACUCUAGGGUUAAGGGUGCUGGGAAUUUGCACCCAGACCACUUCAAUGAGCAGAAGUACUCUGAGUAGGCCUACAGUGUAACUGUUGCAGAAAAAAAUAGCAUUCACUAAUAUUUGCACAAUUAUUUCCUAAGCCCUAAAAACUUGCCUUUAAUGCAAGCUUCCCCAAACUCCGGCCCUCCAGAUGUUGCUGAACUACAACUCCCUUGAUUCUUUGAAUGAAAUAGAUAGGCUGAGAAUCAUGAGAGUUGUAGUUCAGCAACAUCUGUAGGGCCGGAGUUUGGGGAAGCCUGCGUUAAAGGCAAAUUUUUAGGGCUUAGGAAAUAAUUGUGCAAAUAUUAGUGAAUGCACUUUUUUUCUGCAACAGUUAUAUCUUUUUUUAUCUAACAAAGUACUUUCUGUGUGCACAAAUGCAUGAGAAAGUCAAUUUGGAAAAAUGUAGAAAUCUAUUACAAGGCAUACUUCAACUCUUCCACUGUUCAAUGCUACCCCCUGGUGGACAGAUAGAGGAAUAGCCAUGUUUAAUAUUUACAGUAUCUAGAUAAUAUCACAGAAUAUUGAUGCAUCUAUGUGGCGAACAGAACCUCGCCAAAGGCUUUUGGAGGGGCCUGCUUGCCAGCCUCCUGCCAAAAGACUAUGGGCCAGGUCAGCGACUGUAAAGACCCAUAUUUUAGUUCCACUGGUUCGGCACUUUCCAUUUGUGCGCAUAGAACCGAAUGCUAGAUCCGUGGCGGCCUUCGCAUGGACCAAAACUGCGAAUAGACUUUAGGGGGACUUAGCCGCGAAUGCCCUGGAACUUAGCCGCGAUUUUAUGGAACUGUUUUGGGCAUGGGACCAUGCGUGCGGUCGGUCAAACUUUGACUUCCAGGAAAUUCCUGAUCGCCCCAACCGAUCUGGGUGAUUUUUGGAUAUGUUGGUCACCCAUAUCGGGGCUAUCAGGGGAUGUAACUUUAGUGGGGGUUUUGGUGGUAUUUUGUGGGUUUUGUAAAAAUGUUUGUUUUUUGUGUCUGGAGAUAAUUGAGUUAAUACAGUACUUGACUCAAUUAUCUCACAGGUACAGGGGAGGGAUUUACCUAGUUUAUAUGGGAGUGUCCUGGAUCUGAAAGCCAAUGUAAUUGUGCAUUUGUUUCUACUGUGGUUUACUCUCAGGUCCAGGGAGUAGUGAACCUUGCAUGGGGACUGUCAGAAAAGGCCAGUUGUGGUCCCAUUAAAAUGAUUUCACUUCACCCUCAACACAGAGCCUCGUCUUAUGAUUGUAGGGAACUGCUAUACCUGCUUCGGAUUGCUAUACUGGCUAUAAUCACUAGCUCUUGUAAGAUGUAGGAGAGGUCCACCCACUGGAAGCUGGAUCCUGGGCUUGGGUCCAGGGUGGGUGGAGGACAGCGAGACCCCAGCCAAGCUGCGGCGGCUAAGGGGCACCGGUGCUUAUGGUGUCUGGUGCAGUGCUUAUAGUACUCCAGGCUACUAGGAAGCAGCGAUUGGUGGAGGCACCCAGUCGGGGUGCCAGGCGUUCCAUCACAAUCUAUAUUAAUUAUUUAUAAAUAUGUAUUAUCUUUGUACCUAUAGAUGUAAAAAGUGAUGUUUGUGAACUGUGUCAUACAGUUGCAACUGGCAGUAAGGAGCCUUUUUUAUACGACCCACUGACAUUUAAAUCAGUAACCGGCUUUUCUUAUUAUAUAAGCCAAAACUAUUCUUAAAGGGGAACUAAAGGCUAGAAAUACUAUAGGCUCCCAUCCUUCCCCCUCUCUCUCUGCAGUGCAGAAAGGGUUAAAAACCCUUAAUUCACUUACCUGAAUUCAGCGGCGCUGAGUCAGGCCCCACCUCCGCUAAGACGGCCGACAUCGGGGACCUAAUGAGCAUGCGCUUCGAGCGCCCCGGUCGCAUUAGGACUACCCCAUAAGAAAGCUUUGAAUCAAUGCUUUCCUAUGGGGUUUUAGCUGAUGCUGGAUGUCAUCAUGCAUAGCGUGAGGACUUCCAGCGUCAGGCGACCAAAAUUCGCCUAACGACCCGGUAGCUCGUCUAAUGAGUAGACUGCCACUACAGGUGGGGUUAACCUAGCAAUGUAAUUACUGCAGUUUCCCAAUAACAGGGGCACUGCACCCAGACCACUUAAAUAAGCUGAAGUGGUUUGGGUAUCUAUGGUGUCCAUUUAAGCAUCUAUAAUUAAACUUUACUUUUAAACUCUAAUUUCUAAUUAAAGAAGUUGAAGCACAAAAAUAAUAUUAUAUGUAAUAUGCAUGUAGUCUCAUCGUUGCUGAAAUGAGGGACCAUUGUUUUGAUAUAUCAUACAUAUUGAUAUCACAAUUGUUGUGGCAUUCACUUUGAAUUCCCAAAUAUCUACACUUCACAGUGAUUAAUUCUGUCAAGUGUCACUUGUCAGGAAUUUAGAGUGCAUUAAAAACUGUAGACCAAUAUAGCUGUACUGAAAACAGAUAAGUAGAAGACAUUUUCAAAUUUGUCUAUAGUGACCUAAAAUUUCACAUUUAUACUGAAUUAUUGACGUAUUCACGUAUUUUUAAUAACUCAGAUAUUAAACCAGAGCUAUUUCACUGAUGUGAAGUUGGUAUGUGGGUUUAUAUGAGUAUUUUAACAUGAAGCUAAUUUGUUCACAGUUGUGAAAACUUAACAAUUCUGUACAAUUUCUGUAACGACAUCUUUCGUUUGUAAUAAAAUCAGGUGGCUCCUAAAAAAUUCUGGGUGUUAGCCACAAUAAAUGUACUGACUGUAAAAAAUGAAAUGUCUUCAUUGCUAUUUUUGGAGGUAAAUAAUCUGGUUUUGACAUGCUGGACUUUUUAUAUAGUAAACUGGUUCUGUCACCUCAAACUUACUCCUUGCUGACAUCAUAGAAGUGAUUCACUGAGCCAAUCACAAUGCUUUCCCAUAGGAUUGGCUGAGACUGUCAAGGACGCAGAUCGGGGCAGAGCCAGCACAAGUCAAACACAGCUCUGGCCAAUCAGCAUCUCCUCAUAGUGAUACAUUGAAUCAAUGCAUUUCUAUGAUGAAAGUUCAGUGUCUCCAUGCAGAGGGUAGAGGCACUGAAUGGCAUUCACACUGUACAACACUGCCAUAGGAAGCACCUCCAGUAGUCAUCGGAGAAUUGGCCAGUGGCGUUAUCCCUAGGCUAUAAUGUAAACACUGCAUUUUCUCUUAAAAGACCGUGUUUACAGCAAAAAGCCUCAAGGGAAUGAUUAUACUCACCAGAAUACAAUAAGCUGUAGUUGUUUUGGUGACUAUAUUGUCCAUUUAAGUCAUUGCCAGCUAUUAGAAUAUGGCAGCGCUGUGAUUUGAGGUAAAGUGGGGUUGUUUUAAAAGAAAAAUAUAUUAAUAUGGGUAAGUUAGGGGAUAACCUGUGAGGAUGGGAGAUAAAUAAAAAAUUUACUGUGACAGAGCCACUGUUAUAAAAAUCGUGAAUGUCUGGCAGUGACAUUUGUCAGCAUUUGAACAAACAACAUCUCUCCCACCAUUUACCGUUUUAUUUAUUUAUAAAGGAGACAGAAAGAUGGACACGGAAUGUUGGAACUGAACAAGCAACAUCAUUAAUACAACACACAGUGUAAGUUGAAUUUUACUACAUGACAGGAGGCUUCAUAUUUGCAUAUCUUUCUUUACUGAAAACUCCAGCAGCAUAGAAACAGUAACAACCAAUCAGAGAAAAGAUAUGGUGCCCAUAUAAGGCCCUGUCUAUGACAUCACUUCCUCUUUCUUUGCUGCUCCAGCUAUCUACAGGUCAGAGUAUUUGUUACCUCUCUGUUUGCUGUACAUGUCUUAUCCUUUAUUGCCAUAUUCUAUUGUAUUUUAUUCACACCCUGUCUACCUAUUCCUGUCCCUUUACUUUUUCCUUAUGCAGUUGCCCUGUUUUCAUUGCACUAUAUUAUAACCUUGUAUUAUUGUGCUUGUUUUACCGGCGGGCCGCGGGCGUCACGGCUGUCUGUGCCGCGCUCGCUGCGCGGUCCGGCUCUCUCUAUCUUACAGGGGGCUGGGUGGGACGGGUGGAGGGUAGCCGGGGUUAAACUUUUCUUUUUGCCGCGGAUUUCCAGCCCGCUCGCGGCCGCGGGUAGUACUUACACACGCGGCCGGCGGCCAUCUUGGAUCUCGCGGCUCGCGAGACCCGCGACGGCCGCCCUGCCUUCACACACGGCGGCUCGGGAAUCACCCGAUCGCCGCAACGAACGCGGGGGAGUGCCUUUAGGGCAUUUUGUUGCUCCCCCCCCCAACCCUCAAUCCCUACACUAGGAAUUUUUGUUUAACAACACCCUCACAGAACUCCCUAAUCAAUGUGAGGGGCGAAUAAAGCAUGCACAAGCUGUAAGGUUAUAAGGCUGUAAUACCAGUGUUAACUGAGCACACUAUUUAAAGGACCCCUGCAGAAAUAUAUACAUAUAUUGCAACCACCCCUCAGGGGACUUGGCACCACUGUACCCUUCAAAGGGAAGAUCAUACCUGUUACCCUAUACAGGGUCAUAUUAUACUACUGCACCCUAGGGUGCACGCUGAUGUGGGUGUCCUCUGGGUAUUUUUUCAUGGCACACCACCGGGGGUGACCCCCCCCAGACACGCAUGCUAGGGCGCCACAGCCCAUUUCAGUUUGAUGUGGGUGUCCUCUGGUUACCACGGCACACCACCCGGGGUGACCCCGAGAUUAUGCACAAGAGCCUACACCUAACACGCAAAUUCACGCAUAGCCUGAAUUUUAUUAUUUACGUGCAUACUCAGCCUUCCUUAUAUAUACCCUGUACCGACUGGACAUCCCGGUCGUGAUAAGGGUCGAUCAUUAUAUGCAUGUGACUCCCCCACGAACUGUCCACUGAACCUUGUUUUCGCCCGAUAGGUCGAAUUACACCACAGAUCAUGGAAGAUACCCAAGCCAGCCAAGACUUCCAAGCCAUGAUCAAUGCCGCCGUGGCGGCUUCUGUGGAAAAGGCCCUCUUGAGGGCACUACCCCCCAGCCGGGAAGCCACAAGCCCACCAGAGUGCAUGGAAGCCUCGGACUCGGAGGUGUCCAAAGCCAAGAGACAAAGAAAGACUUCAAGUCCACCCUCAACCAAGACUAAGGGCAAGCUACCCAUCAAACGCGUUAAGAAGGUGGACCGCCAGCCCACCCCUUUCCCACCUCAAUCCUCGGACGAGGAGGACACCCACGUCCCACACGCCUUAGACGUAGUGGACGAGUGGCAUGGAGACGGCUCACAUUCGGACGACGAGGAGUGGCAAGACCUACCACCCACCUCAUCGAAAUACGUCAAAGAGACCUUCGUAGACGGCCGGGACAUGGCCGGCGGGGACCACCCCACCGCACAGGCCGAAGACGGUGCUUUCCUGGACGACCAGGGGACACUACUGUUCGACCCACGCACCAUCCGGCACCCACGGUCCUCAGAGUGGACAAUGCCGGAUCAUUUGACGAAGUUUAUACACUACUGGCUGCGCAAACCGCUGGAAAAGGAGGUACGGGCACGCCUCAGGGCCGAAUGCCCCAGGCCGCUAAUUCCCGAUAAAGUGGCACUGACGCCCGAAUUCGAUGACACGAUGGUGGUCUUCAUGUCACGCACGGGCAGGGACCCGCGCAAAGGGGUGGAGAAAGGCAUGAAGGCGGCACAGGACAAGGUGCUGGAUUUGCUCGGUCCCAUCGCCAAGAUGCUAUACUUUGCUGACCUAGCCCUCAGCCAAGACUCCCAACUAGACCCACACAUCAUACGAGAAUGGGCUCAACGCGCGGUGUGCCUGCUGGGCAACGCCAAUGCCGCCCUUUGCGUCGAGAGACGCAGGUCGGCUCUGAUACGUAUCGACAGCAAGCUUCUAGAUCUCGGGGCUAAAGAAUUCGGACCGAAAGCCCAGGGCUUGUUGUUUGGUGAUGCCUUCAUCAUGGAACUCAAACGUCAUGUGAACCUCUUCACCACCUUAAACAAGGCCCAAACCUCUCUCAAACAGGUGUUCCACACCCCAUCUACUAGAGGUGUUUUUGGAAGGGCUGGUCGGCAACGGAGCCGUGCCACCAGCCGAUUUUGGGCCUCAGGUUCCAGAUCUUACCCGCAAGCCUCAAAUUUCUUCCCCUCUUCAUCACAAAGACCCUCAACUUUCCGAGGAACUGGGAGGACCAGAGGUGUCAGAGGCCGUGGACGCGGCCGCUUUAACAAUGGUGAGUCCCUCUAUACACACCGAUGCACCAAAGUUUAUUGCUGGCAACCUAUCUUUUUUCUUCCAGAACUGGGAGCUGAUUACCAGGGACGCCUGGGUCCUACAGACGGUACGCGGCUUCGUAAUAGACUUUGCCGCGCAACCCGUCCAAACCGCCCCCCCUCCCCCGAUCCACAUGUCGUCAGAACAAAACCGCCUGGUGGACGAAGAGGUCCACGCACUCUUCGAAAAGGGCGCGAUUCAAUACGCACCGGACAGGGGAGGCUUCAUGAGCAACAUCUUCUUGGUCAAGAAAAAGACGGGCGAGUACCGGCCGGUUAUCAACCUCCGGCAACUAAACUCUUUCGUAAUCUACAGACACUUCCAGAUGGAAGGAAUCCAUCUUCUACAAGACCUCCUCGUCAAGAACGACUGGUUUACGCGCCUGGACCUCAAGGACGCGUACCUCACGGUUCCGGUGGACAGGCACUACCGUCAGUUCUUACGUUUCCGUUGGAGAGGGCGGGUGUGCCAGUUUACGUGCCUGCCAUUCGGUCUCAGCUCGGCCCCGUGGUGUUUCACGAAGUUGCUGAGACCAGUGAUGGCUCACCUCCGUACAAGGGGCAUACGGUGUCUCGUAUAUCUGGACGAUUUGCUGAUUUUCUGCGAAUCCGUCUCCAGACUACGAUCGCAGACGAAAUUUGUAGCUCACUUGCUAGAAUCUCUGGGGUUCGUAGUGAACAGACAGAAAUCGUCUCUCUCCCCAUCCCAGUCAGUACAAUUCCUGGGCUUCGACAUCGACUCGAAGGAAUGCGUGCUCAGCCUCCCUUCAAAAAAGAUUGCCUCAAUAAGGAAGGAAAUCAGGCGGACUUUACAGAUGGACACGAUACCGCUCAGGAUGCUCGCUCGGAUUGUGGGACUCCUGUCCUCGUCCAUACAAGCGAUAUUCCCGGGCCCUCUACACUACAGGGCCAUGCAACGGCUGAAAGCGGGAUAUCUGCGUGCCGGUCAUUCCUACGACCACUGGAUCCCACUCACUCCGGAGGUGAGGUCGGAACUGCGAUGGUGGUUACUUCACAUACAAGCCUGGAAUGGCAAGGCGAUCUUCGGCCCUUCCCCGGACUUCAUCGUAGAAUCGGACGCCAGUUUGUGGGGAUGGGGUGCCCACUGCUCAGAUGCCUCCACGGGGGGCCCAUGGCAGGGAGAGGAGACCAACCUACACAUCAACUGCCUGGAGUUGAUCGCGGGCUCCUUCGCCAUUCGCAGCCUGGCCAAGGACAGGUCGAAUUGUUGUAUCCUGCUCCGCAUGGACAACAUCUCGGCGGUGCAAUACAUCAACCGCCUAGGCGGGGCGAGGUCGAAGGACCUGACCGAAGCCACGAAGGACAUUUACAGUUUCUGCCUACGGAGGAACAUCACGAUACAGGCGGAAUACCUCCCAGGAGUCUCCAACCUGACGGCGGACUGGUUUUCCCGACACUGGAGAGACACCAGCGAUUGGAAACUCAACGAGGAAAUAUUCCGGACACUACGGCGACGGAAGGGACCGCUAUCAAUAGACUUGUUAGCCUCCAGGACCAACCACCAACUUCAAAAAUACUACAGCUGGCUCCCGGACCCGAUGUCCGAAGCAGCGGACGCAUUUCUUCAGGACUGGCCCCCUCACGGGGCCUACGCCUUCCCUCCAUUCUCUAUGAUUCCACGAGUGCUGCGGUACACACGCACUCACAGGAUAUCGCUCCUGCUCAUAGCACCUCUCUGGCAGAGUCAACCGUGGUUCCCGGACCUCCUGGAGAUGUCCCACGACCAUCCCAUUCGGCUUCCGACCAUUCCACUCCUCCUGUCGGGACCUCGGGGGGAACUACAUCCCCUCGUCCUGGAAGGACAACUGGAACUGGUGGCCUGGACGAUUUCAGGGGCUCCUGGUCGGUCCACGGCCUAUCGCAAUCUACUAAAGACCUCCUGUGGGACUCAUGGGCUCCUGGCACAAGGAGAUGUUACAUCUCCGCAUGGUCAGCCUGGAGUGAUUGGUGCGUGGAGAGGGAUUCCGAUCCCUUUACUGCCUCUGUCCCACUGAUCCUCAACUACCUCGCUCAUCUUUUCUCGACGGGUCGAUCAUAUAGAUCCCUUAACGUGAUCAGAUCGGCUAUUUCAGCGGCGCAUGUCCCAGUACAGGGCAGGCCAGUGGGUCAAGACCCGCUGGUAUGCCGUCUACUACGGGGCGCCAGACUUACGAGGCCCCCAGCGCCCAAGUAUUCCAGCCUCUGGCAAGUUAAUGGGGUGCUGGAUUUCCUCCGGGGCUGGCCGGACAACCCGUUUCUAUCACUGAAACAGCUCUCAGCUAAACUGGCCCUUUUGCUAUGCCUCGUCUCUUUCCGACGGGUGUCUGACAUUAGGGCGUUUGACGUGGACGGUUUCUCCCUCACCCCGGAGGGAGUUGCCUUUUCCAUAUCAAGACGGACUAAAUCGGAUUCGUCCUCGGUGACUUAUCCGUAUUUUGAUUCCGACCCCAAGCUAUGUGUGGUCAAGACACUGUUGAGGUAUACGGAAAUCACGGCCAACCUUCGGCGUUCCCCGACGGGUCAGCUACUGAUUUCUUACGUAAGGCCUCACGGACCGGUGUCUACUAUAACCUUGGCCAGAUGGGUUCGCUGGCUUUUAAGGUUGGCAGGAGUCGACUCCGGUUUCGGAGCGCAUUCGGUCAGAGGGGCGGCAGCAUCCCAAGCCUUCUUGGCAGGCGCCUCCCUAACCGACAUCAUGCGUUGUGCGGAUUGGACACGGGAGAGUACGUUUAGGACGUUCUACUUCCGUCACUCCUCUCACGCUUCCUUCACACUGGUCAGAGCUAAGCUUUAAAAAUGCAAAUAUGAAGCCUCCUGUCAUGUAGUAAAAUUGAAGAUUAUAUUAGCUUUAGUGUACUAAUAAUCUUAAUUUUAGUAAUGACAGGAGGCGAGUAUUUCCCACCCGUUGGAUCCCGCCCAGGUGAGUUUGUACUAUACAGAUUGUGUUCGGUGUUCAGGAAGACUUAUAUGUUUAUAUUGUACUACCUCUUAGGAGGACACAUGUUCAGUACCGUAGCUGUAUUUUGGUCAUAUUCUUUGCACUAUAUGAUGUUUUCUUCUUAUCGCAUGGCGUAGCUUGCAGGUUUAGUUAUUUGAGUAUUGACAGUUUUUUCACAGUACUAUAUACUCUAGGAGAUGUUACAGUUUUUGUAAUAUUUAUAAUAUGUGGGCACGUUGCCACUUCAGAAACCUUUCACUUUUUUCUUUUUCUUUCAGCAUGAAUGUCUUCUCUACGGGACAAAGUUUCACCUUCCAUGCCGUUUGACCAUGGAAUCGCCGGAGUUGGUUUUUCUCCGCUAUGUUUGUUGAAAUGUUAACGGACUAAGUUUAUGUUGUUGUUGUUUAUCAUUCGCUUCAAAGAAAGAGGAAGUGAUGUCAUAGAC
Molecule: messenger RNA, 58570 nt
Organism: Pelobates cultripes (western spadefoot toad)
Lineage: Eukaryota; Metazoa; Chordata; Amphibia; Anura; Pelobatidae
Source: the annotation of a GenBank genome assembly